Molecule: messenger RNA, 82495 nt
Organism: Pelobates cultripes (western spadefoot toad)
Lineage: Eukaryota; Metazoa; Chordata; Amphibia; Anura; Pelobatidae
Source: the annotation of a GenBank genome assembly
GUUCAGUUAAAAUCCUGGUCAUUGCAGGAUGACUGAGUGUGUGUAACAGGACCUUAUAGUGAGGCUAUGCUGAGGAUACACAGAGAGCUGGGGUGCAGGGCUCUCUCAUACUGCAGGCUCCCCAUCACCUCUAUAACUGAGAACAAAGGAAGGGAUAGAGCAGCAAGCUGUGCCUGUCAGCAUUCCUCCAUGCUGCCCUAUGCCUUUUAUCACCAGCAAUGAGGCUGGUUAGCUCUCUGCCAUAAAGGGGGAUCAGACCUGUCACACACAGGAUUUCAAAAAACACUUCAAUAUCUCUGGAUUUCUUGGAUUUAUUUGACCUUUGGGCCAUUGACCUCUGAUCCUGCACCCAAACAUAAGGAUUCCCAGUUGGACCAUUUUUUGGCUGCUGCAUUCUAUACAAACAUCAUUUUUUACCCCCAGGGUAUUGGAGACACUGAUUCCAGGUUCCCAUUUCAUUUGGUCCAUCAUUGAAAACUGGAAGCCCAGCUCUGUGUGAGGGGUGUGGAAGGGGCAGAAACAUGGAUGAAUAUUUUAAAGAGGUAAGAGGCUAAAAUACCUGGGAUUUCCUCUCAAUAAAUUAAUGUAUUCAUUCAUUAACUGAUCUCCUGUUAUGACUCUUUGUGUCCUGAAGUCUACCACUAUUAUUGGCCAGUUUUGUGUAUUGGUGUAAUUAAUUAUGUACCAAGAUGUUAAUCUAACGAAUUGCUCUCUUUGUAUAUACAAUAUUUUAUAAUUGUAAUUCUAAUAUGACAGGUACAACUAGACUCCUAUCACUGAUACAUAUUGAUAGGCAGCACUUGAAAAGGGCUUCUGUGGUAUGUAGGAUUCACAUGCUGCAGAAAGCGAGCAAAUUCAUUAACCAGACUUAAUUCGAAAGGAACUUUCACUCCUGAAUCAAUUUCCUUCCUGGAGAAUAAGCAUGCCAUAUAUCACAGGAAGGUAUUAUUCAAACACUGCCCAUCAGCAUCAAGUGAUGAGUCCAGAAAAAAACAUGGUGGAUUUGGUAACCUUAGGUGGAGCUUUGUACCCCACCCAUGAACACCCUGCAUACUGCAGAGGUCACCCGAAGAUCACUGCAGAGGAUAAAAGUUGAGUUUUCAGCUUUGCAUGCUGUUGGGUAAGAUAUUUCCCUAAAGAUGUAGUUCCAGUCCAGUCAAUGCCUCCAUCCUCACUCUGACUUGAUGAGGGUAGAUCAAGUUCUUCUCAAACAGCUGAAUAGUUCACCAGACCCAAUGCUGACCCACAUAAUGGGACCAAAUUAAGCUUCUCCCAUAUGUCCCCUUCUAGUGCCAUUGUUAGAGCAAUUGGCCAAGUCGUACUCUGGAGGUCAUUAAGACAAUGUUUUUGAGCAUGUUUCUUCCCCCUUUUUUUAUUUUUUUAUUUUUUAAUUUGGAGAAGCCACAUGGUCUCGUCUUUAAGCUGUCACUGGACCAUUCUCAAAGUAAUGUUGCAAUAUGCAUUUGUUAAACAAUGGAAAACAUUAAGACAUGGACCAAUGUUUGGCUCAUAGAAUCCUUGCUGAGUCAAUGAGCUCUACUCCACCCAAGGAUAAAGAGUAGCCAUGUGAUCUGAUUGGGAUAGUGUAGUCAGUUCGAUGUAUCUGCCCUGCAGCAAGUUGGAACAGCCGCAGGAUUGGUGGUGUUGUCCUGACCAGCACUAGGUGAUGGAACUGUAGAGUUUAAAUCACUGUGACCGCGAUGACAAGCGUGACACGCUGGGACAAGAACACAUUGCUAACCGCAUCACAAUAGUUAAAGCGACCUUGUAUCCACAGUCUCUUAUUUUAUAAUUGGCUGAUAAUUUGGUUUAUGACAGUUUAUUUAUUUAUAUUUUAUUGCCUCUGAGAAGAUUCUGCAACUGAAAUAUCUAACCACAUUAACUGAAAACUAAUUAAACAUGCAAAGAUCUUUACUUCCAUGGUCUGUUCUUAUAGGAAUAAGUUUUCAUUUAAUGAACGUUGUCAUACUAUUUUCUGUUAAACCCCCUAUAUAAGGCAUACAGUAGACUAUCAUGGCUGUAACAAUGCAUCACCUAGAAUUGUCCUCCAGCAGUGGCCUUGUCUAGAUGGAGACUUGCAUGUGACAAGAUCUUUACAAUACUUUGUCGUAGGAUAAAUAUCUAAAAGUACAACAACAAAAAUCCGCAACCAUGCAAAUGUUAUGUUUUUGAUUUCUAAGGCUGCUUAAAAAUCCCGAAGUUGUAUGAAUAAUAUGGAGAUUUGGUCACAUUAUAUUGUCAUACUGUGCAAGUCCACAAACUGGGUUCUAGAUCUGUCUUAAAUGGGCUUCUUGUCACAACUGGGCUACAGGCAUCCCAUUACUGGCAGCAAAUGCAAUGAGAAGGUGAUUGAAUUGCGAGGGACCUGUUUUGAUGGUGCAGUGAUAACACCACAAUUGAUCUGAUAUUCAUCUUUUUUUUUAUUUUUUAUUUUUUUUCUCUAUCCAGCAUCUUCUAACCUGAUCUUUAUUAGUGGGUACCAAUGAAACUCAUUGAAUCUCCAGCCAUGUGAAGCUCCAGUCUUUUUUUUUUUUUUUCUUGCACCCCAUUGACUAUAAAGAAUAAUGCUUUGUUCAUCCUGUUUGUCGCUUCCCCUCCACCCUCCACUUUUUUUUUUCUUCUUUUCCUUGCAUCCGAUUUUUAUUCCUUUUAGACUAGGAAACAAUAGAAUUGUGCUCUCCUGGACGUGAUCUUUUUGUUUCCCUAUGUUGCAGACGUGUCUAACUGUGCGGGAAAUUGAUUAAACCGUAUUCUUCAUGGAAUCUCUUUAUAUUUCAUCGUCUGUUAUGUAUCAGCAAUCGCUGUGGUCAAUUUAUAUCACAUCAGAGGCAUGAGACGCUUAUUUAAUCUCAUUGUAUGUUUGUUAAAAGACAUUGUGAAUGGCGAAUAAAGGACUUGGCUGGAUAUCAGUGCAAAUAGUGUAAAUGUUUCAAUUAUAUUUUUUAUUAUUGGUAGGCUAUAUCUAUGCCACGUUUUUCAGGUAUGCUGUAAUCUAGGUCACAGGCUCUGGGAAUAUCGCAACCUAAAGUAUUUUUCAAGAAACUGAAAGAUGGACGUUUACAGUUCAUAAUUUACAUAGAGCGAUUUUGGUUCCCCAGGCUGGGCUCCUUUUUGGGUCCGAGCAUGACAAUCCCUGUACACAUUAUCUGGCCUCCAAACAGGAUCCUGUCCAGCACAGCGCAAGUGCAUCUUUACUGGACCAUUCAGGUUCAGAGGUGCUCUCUGUAUGGUCCGGUAUGUUUGGGAUGGCCAGACAGACUGCUUGAUGCCAGGCUCACACACAAGUGACGUUAUCCUGACUCCCAACCAUCCCAAUUUUGGAAGUUCCGUCCCGACUUUUGAGUCCUGUCCCACAUUUGUUGCCCAGUGUCCUGCUUUUGGUGAUACCAGGAAACUGUCCUCAACAUUGAUAUUAGAUGUGCUCACGCUAUGUUUGGGGCACUAGGACCUUGCAGGGAGCACCGAAACAGUGCUUCAUGCAGUGUCAGACCCUAUAUGGUUGGCUGGCAGCAUGGUGUGUGUUCAUACCAGGCUGACCUGCUAGUAAUGUGGAUGGACAUACCCGGUUUACUCCCCAUUAGUGAUUCUGGGAUGGGCAAUGUUGUGAGGUCUGCAUCAUUGGCGAUGCCCCCUCAAGGCCUGCACACUUGCUCCAAUUGCAUACCUCCCAAUAUUGGGACGUAUUCAUUAUGGCCUUUACCACCUAUGGACAACGCUGGGUCUAAACACCCUUGGUGAAGGUUAAAGGAGCACUAAACGUUAGGAGUACAGGUUUUUAAUCCUAAGGCUUUAAUGUCCACCUCCCUCCCCUUGCCUUCUUCCAGGGCUGAGGCUCCUAUGGUGAUGGUCCUUUCCAAUGCUCCUCAUUGAGGAACAUAAAGACCUGAUGAUAGCAUUCAUUGCUUUCCUAUGGAGACGACUGCAUCAGGUGUCCUGUUUUACUCAGUCAGUGCAGCGGAAGCAUCUCUACUGGAUAUCAGUGUUGCCGCAAAUAUAUACUAAAACAAGUCUGCAAUGUUUUAGGGCAGGGGUGUCCAGGCCGCAUGCGACCCUGAACGGCUUGUAAAGGGGCCCGGUUGCUGUCCGGAGUGGCGAGAGAGUCAGCGAGCCCAUUAUUAUUAUUAUUAUUAUUAUUAUUAUUAUUAUUAAUAUAGUGCCAGCAAAUUCCAUAGCUAAUAGACACAUAAUUGUAACUAGACAAAUGGACACACAGGAAAAGAGGGCCCUGCUCAAUGAGCUUACAUGCUAAUUACUGCACGGUUUCCUCGUGUGCCCUGCAGUGAGCUUGGCAGCUGGGAUAUGAUGUCAUCCCAGGAUCACUACUGGGAGUGUAAGGGACCUCUGCAGGAAGAGCACAGUGAUCCGAUUCCAGCAGCAAAAACUGGGAGAGGAUCCAGCCCUCCCAGAGCAAAGUAGGGAGGCUAGGUGGACCUUUUAACUAGUAAAUGUGUAUGAAAGUUACUAGCAUACACACAAGUCACAAUGUGAUUGUGGGUCGGCUAUUUGUGUGUGUGUGUGUAUAUAUCUUUUUGGUCUGUGAUUGUGUUUGUUUUGAUUAUAUGUGUAUGUGGUUUGUUUGUGUGUGUGUGUGUGUGUGUGUGUGUAUCUGUGUUUAUUUGUGUAUGUGUUUUAACAGAUAGCUCUGGUAUUUGGUAUCCUUAAAGGACCACUAUAGUGCCCUGAGGGUGCCCCCACCCUCAGGGUCCCACUCCCGUGGCGCUGAUGGGGGAGGAAGGGGUUAAACUUGCCUCUUUCUCCAGCACCGGGUGGGGAGCUCUCCUCCUCCUCUCAGCCUCCUCUCCUCCUCUUCGGCUGAAUGCGCAUGCGCGGCAGGAGCUGCGCGCGCAUUCAGCCAGUCCAUAGGAAAGCAUUCUUAAUGUUUUCCUAUGGACGCUGGCAUCUUCUCACUGUGAAAAUCACAGUGAGAAACGCGGAAGCGCCUCUAGCGGCUGUCAAUGAGACAGCCACUAGAGGCUGUAUUAACCCUAUUAUAAACAUAGCAGUUUCUCUGAAACUGCUAUGUGUGUGUGUAUAUAUGUGUGUGUAUGUGUAUAUAUGUAUGUGUGUGUAUAUGUGUGUGUGUGUGUGUGUGUGUAUAUAUAUAUAUAUAUAUAUAUAUAUAUAUAUAUAUAUAUAUAUAUAUAUAUAUAUAUUAUAGUUAACCCUAGCUGGACCAGGCACUCAGACCACUUCAUUAAGCUGAAGUGGUCUGGGUGCCUAUAGUGGUCCUUUAAAUAUGGCAAUCCCACAUAAGGAUAACAAAUAAGGAGUUAUCUACUAAACAAAUGAAAUAUCCUAAUUAAGAAAAGGGCUUCUGAAGUAUCAUUAUAUAUAUUUUUAUGUGUUGUCAAGACCAUUCUUCUUUGCUCAAUGUGGCCGAGGAAGCCAAAAAGUUGGACACCAAUGAUAUAGAGACACUCCAUUGAUUUACAUGCUGAGCGAUCUGAUUUUUAGCAUGUUAGCCCUGCAUUUCUCCAUCUUUUUCUUGUUGCUACAUGUGGUGUUUGAAGUAUUUCUUAUUAGUGUCUUGACUUGUCCCAAGCACCACUUGCUAGCAGUGAAUCGGUCUUGGUCUUUUCAUUUAAAAAAAAAAAAAAAACUUGUAUUCACAUAAAUGUGAGUUGAUGAAUCAAGACUAUGUUUAGCACUGUGAUAAACAGCCUCUGGGAAUUAUGGUGGAGGGGGGGAAUGAUGUGAAAUCACAAGACAAAAAAAAGAAAAUCAACAAGAGAUGGUUCUAGGACACAUUCUUUAAAAUCUAGUUUUACAGUAAAUGUGCAUGGUUGCUGUCACCCAGUGUCACCCUGUGAUACUUUUGUAGCUCCUUAGUGAGGGAAUUGACAAACCAAUUCCACAUUUUUAUUCCAAGAUAGCCAAGUUGAAGAAUUAUUCAAUUUUCUUGUGUACUCCACAGCUAAACCGCCAUGUUCAGAGUACGGAUAGACCGAUUUUAUUAGUUCUGUUGAUUUUUAUUAGAGCUGAUAUUCGGCAUAUUUCUGAUAAUCUGUGUAUCUUUCUUGUAAUUUAUUGAUCACAAACUCACCUCUUCCAGUAACCUCCUGCCAUAUUCCUGUGUCCCAUGUGGAGCUACGCUGAAUGCAGGGAGGUGAGACUGUAAUGUACUGGGCUGUCUGUCUGAGAGUAAUAGGAGUGUGAUUGCUGUCAGCAUGUUCCGGUAAUGCCAGAUUUGUGUAGAAAUUUUGUUGCUUUUCAAAACCUUAAAGGAUCGCUAUAGGGUCAGGAACACAAACAUGUAUUCCUGACCCUAUAGUGUUAAAUCCACCAUCUAGCCCCCCCGGGCCCCUCAUGCCUCCAUAAAUAUAGUAAAAAUCUUACUGUAUUCAAGCCAGAAGCUGUAACUCUGCAUUCUGUUUGCCUCAGAAAAACAAGAAGUCUGCUGACAUCAUCAGAAGUGGUAGCCUGAUCCAAUCAUAAUGCUUCCCCAUAGGAUUGGCUGAGACUGACAAGGAGGCAGAUCAGGGGCAGAGCCAGCAUGAUUCAAACACAGCCCUGGCCAAUCAGCAUCUACUCAUAGAGAUGAAUAGAAUCAGUGAAUCUCUAUGAGGAAAGUUCAAUGUCUGCAUGCAGAGGGAGGAGACACUGAAUGUUUGGAUGCAUUUUAGGCAGCCAUGACCCAGGAAGGAUCUCUUACAGCUAUCUGAGGAGUGGCCAGUGAAGGUAUCACUAGGCUGUAAUGUAAACACUGCAUUUUCUCUGAAAAGACAGUGUUUACAGCAAAAAGCCUGAAGGUUAUGAUUCUACUCACAAGAACAAAUUCAAUAAGCUGUAGUUGUUCUGGUUACUAUAGUGUCCCUUUAAAUGCACAUAAUAUUAUCGGCAGUCUGUUUGAAAGGCCACCGAUAAUCUGCAUCGGUUCUGGCAAAAUUAUAUUGGUUGAUCCCUAGUUCAGAGAAUCUCCCCAAAUUAACCAACUGUAUAUGUACACUGAACAAAAUUAUAAACUCAACACUUUUUUUUUUUUUUUUUGUGCCCCCAUUUUUCAUGAGCUGAACUCCAAGAUCUAAGACUUUUUCUAUGUACACAAAAGGCCUAUUUCUCUCAAACAUUGUUCACAAAUCUGUCUAAAUCUGUGUUAGUGAGCACUUCUCCUUUGCCAAGAUAAUCCAUCCACCUCACAGGUGUGGCAUACCAAGAUGCUGAUUAGACAGCAUGAUUAUUGCACAGGUGUGCCUUAGGCUGGCCACAAUAAAAGGCCACUCUAAAAUGUGCAGAUAACUGCACAUUUUAGAGUGGCCUUUUAUUGUGGCCAGCCUAAGGCACACCUGUGCAAUAAUCAUGCUGUCUAAUCAGCAUCUUGAUAUGCCACACCUGUGAGGUGGAUGGAUUAUCUUGGCAAAGGAGAAGUGCUCACUAACACAGAUUUAGACAGAUUUGUGAACAAUGUUUGAGAGAAAUAGGCCUUUUGUGUACAUAGAAAAAGUCUUAGAUCUUUGAGUUCAGCUCAUGGGGGGGGGGUGAAAGGGGUAAAAAAACAAGUGUUGCAUUUAUAAUUUUGUUCACUGUGUGUUGUUAGUGACGCGCAGUUAAAUAAAACAAGUCACUGCCCCCCCACCUUAUCCUUUUCCUUUUCAAUCACUGGAACUCUGAAAUUGCCUGUUUAAAUUAUCACUUAAACCACCUUUUGUGAACCACCGGAUUGUCCACAGGAUAAAGUAAUAAUACUUUUGUCUUAUGGAAUCUUCCAAUUCCAUGGAAUUUCAUAGACAUUCUAAAAUACUUGGCAUUAGAAUUUCCUAAAUAUUCUAUUUUUGUGAAAUAGUUGGAAGUGACAAAGCUGCUUUAAGGUAGUGCAAUUAUUUUUUUUAUUUUUUUUGUUCUUCAGUUAAAAUGUCAACCAGAAUUACAGAGCACUGCAAACAAGGACACACAUUGUAGCUGCAUAGGGCAGACCAUUCAUAUUUUUUUUUUACUUAAUUUACUGACAAUUCUAUCAAACUCCAUUCUGUUCAUAUAUUCGGCCACAUUCCAGAGAUGAUCAGCUGCUGUCUGUGGUUUUAUGAGCAGUGACUCGACCAUAACUACUCCAGCUCCAUGCAAUUUAACAUUGAGUCCCACAAUACAACAUCCUAUGGCAUCCAGGCAGCCAAAACGCUGGAGGUGCUUCUCAAAUUGUAUUGAAGAACAAAAGAGAGACGUCCUCCCAUCUAAAUGCACAUCAGAUGUCUUUAUAAAAUGCCAAGGGAAAAGGAAAUGAGAAAACCUCCUAUGGCUAUUUAAAGAGUUAACUUUACUUGGAAUGUUUUGAUGUUAGAAUUGAUACUUUUGGAGUGUGUUUGGAAAACAGAUCACUUGAUGUUGAGAAUAAUCCUGCUACUUUGUAGUGUUUUCUCAGCUGUUAGUGUAGCCAAACCCUGGAGUACACAGGUAGACAGUCAGAUCUUUGGCAUCCUUGGUAUUUAUUGUGUGUGAUGCUGCAUUGUAACUGGGAUUCCGGCUCCAAAUAUGGAAACAGCACUUAACAAGUUCCAGGAAUAUAGGGCCAGACUGGACCCCCAGCUGCUGCCGUAGCUCUCAUGCAUAUUGUAUGCAGGUUUUGGCUGAUGAUUCAGCCCCUCUACUGCUGACAAAGCAAAACAAUAUAACUUUAUUAAAUCUUCUACGGUUGCAAUUAAUCCACAGAGAGCACUGUCUCCUACUUUAUUCAACAAAUCACCAAUCGGGUUUUUUUUUUUUUUUUAAACGAAAAUGUAAAUUGUUAAAAGGGAAUUUAAAACUGUAGACCAAAAAAGCUGAACUAGGGGUAAAAAACUUUAUUUAAAUUUCAGCUAUUUUAAACUCAAAUUUGAGAAUUUAUACUUAAUGAAUACCCUGAAAAAGGGGGAUCUUGGUCUAUCAUCAUUAACGUCUUGGCACAUUUUAUUUCUUUCUUGUGAAAUCUACUCUCUUGGGGUUUUUCACUUGCCUAGAAAGUGGUCUGGGGGCAUUUUUUUUUUUUUUUUAAAUGGCCGGUGAGGAAGGAAGUAUCAUGUUCCAAAGUGAUGAUAUUAAAUGACGGAGGGGAGCAGAAAGGUAUGGCUAGGGUGACUAAUCCACAUCGCCGGAGCAAGGGACGGGACAUCCACAUGCUGUGAUUGGCCUGUGGAGUUGAGGAUGUAAUUGGCUUAAAUUGUUUCAUUGUAGCAUCUUCUAAUGUAACACAGAAAUGUAUUAUUAUUUAUUUAGCACCAUCAUAUUCCACAGCGCUUUACAAUCUUAGAAUGGAGAUCACUGAUAAAAAGUAGCUGACAUACAAAAUAUAUACAGAGCCGGGAAGUGAAGAAGGCCCUGCUCAGAGGAGCUUGCAAUCUGACGUAUAUUAUAGUAUAGAUGGGAGUAUUCAGUAAAGUAUAAAUUGUUCAGAAUUCAAAGUGUUUUUUUAUUUAUUUUUUUAAAUUGUCGGCCAAUCUUGUCCAAUUGGAAAGGUUUCCAUCCUGGUUGCUUUGCCUUAAAAUGUUCCUAUGCUUGUCUAUUUUCUAGUAUUAGUGAAGCUUCUUACUUGGCGUACGAAGGGGACGGCGACCAAUUGGAAAGCGAUGUAUUCGCAGUUCAAUAUGUUGCUGUGUGUGUGUGUGUGUGUGUGUGUGUGUGUUUUUUAUUUUUUUUUAUUUUAUUUUUUUAUUUAAGCAAUGAAAAGGUUAAGUUACAAUAGCCUGAAUAAGAGAGGCUGUGACAUUGUAUCUCCAUAAGCUUUUUCUAUUUCAUCUCUGUCAUUGCAUCUGCCUGCUCCCUCUCCAUACAACUGAUUUAACCACUUUUAUCAAUGAGGAUGUUCCAUCCAUACAGCUCCACAUGCUUCCUUCAUCCCUGGAGGAGAAAUGGUUAAUGAGAUUACAUUGCAUUCCCCCAGGAGAGUACAUACCCUUUUUCAGCACUAAAUCUCCCAGGAUAUGUCCCCCCCACCCCUUUUAUUUUCUCCAAUCUCUGGUCCCCCUCCCCCCAGGCUCUCUCUUCCAUUAGCUGAAUCCUGUGAUCAGCCUCAUAUUUUAUUCAUUGGGUGUUUUGGCUAUAGAGACAGCAUCUGUUAUGAGUCCUGAGUAGUGGUUCUGGCUCUGCCCUGAUGUUCUGCCUUUGAUUAAUUGUAGAGAUUUUCCACAGGUGACCAUUCCACACUUUCUACCUACCCAGCAUGCUUUGCUUCUGCAGUAUUGGGGUUCUAUACUAAACGGGGAAAUUUAGAAUACCAGCUAGAGAAUUGCAAAUGUUAGCCAAAUUGAAAUGUCUAGACGGAGAUUGUUUGGUUUUUUUUUUUUGCCUGCGAUUUGCAAUGUCCUUGUCUCUACAAUUUGCAGUUCGGUGAUUACACUACCAUAUUGUUUAGAAAUACCAAAAAUAACAAUACUCAAUAUUACUCAUAUGACAUAAUAAAUUCAAGUUUCUUAGAGGCAUUUUUUCAUAAUCUGCUUAUACAUAGAAACAAAGAAUGUGACGGCAGAUAAGAACCAUUCGGCCCAUCUAGUCUGCCCAAUUUUCUAAAAACUUUCAUUGGUCCCUAGCCUUAUCUUAUAGUUAGGAUAGCCUUAUGCCUAUCCCAUGCAUGCUUAAACUCCUUUACUGUGUUAACCUCUACCACUUCAGCUGGAAGGCUAUUCCAUGCAUCCACUACCCUCUCAGUAAAGUAAUACUUCCUGAUAUUAUUUUUAAACCUUUGUCCCUCUAAUUUAAGACUAUGUCCUCUUGUUGUGGUAGUUUUUCUUCUUUUAAAUAUAGUCUCCUCCUUUACUGUGUUGAUUCCCUUUAUAUAUUUAAAUGUUUCUAUCAUAUCCCCCCUGUCUCGUCUUUCCUCCAAGCUAUACAUGUUAAGAUCCUUUAACCUUUCCUGGUAAGUUUUAUCCCGCAAUCCAUGAACCAGUUUAGUAGCCCUUCUCUGAACCCUCUCUAAGGUAUCAAUAUCCUUCUGAAGAUACGGUCUCCAGUACUGUGUACAAUACUCCAAGUGAGGUCUCACCAGUGUUCUGUACAAUGGCAUGAGCACUUCCCUCUUUCUACUGCUAAUACCUCUCCCUAUACAACCAAGCAUUCUGCUAGCAUUUCCUGCUGCUCUAUUACAUUGUCUGCCUACCUUUAAGUCAUCAGAAAUAAUCACCCCUAAAUCCCUUUCCUCAUAUGUUGAGGUUAGGACUCUAUCAAAUAUUCUGUACUCUGCCCUUGGGUUUUUACGUCCAAGAUGCAUUAUCUUGCACUUAUCCACAUUAAAUGUCAGUUGCCACAAUUCUGACCAUUUUUCUAGUUUACCUAAAUCAUUUGUCAUUUGGCUUAUCGCUCCUGGAACAUCAACCCUGUUACAUAUCUUAGUAUCAUCAGCAAAAAAGACAUACCUUACCAUCAAGACCUUCUGCAAUAUCACUAAUAAAAAUAUUUUUAAAUAUCAUUUAAAAAAUAAUAGUUCCCUCUGCUCCUAAUGAUUGUCUUUUUUUUACAGUUAAGUACUACAGUAUUUUAAAUAAAGACUUAAAUAAACCCACCACCUUCGGACUUCAUUGCAAGCUCUGUUCUAUCUUCCUCUGUGAGCUCAUUUGGGCAGGGGCCUCUUCACCUUCUGUACCAGUAUGUCAAUCAUGUUUUGUUAGAAUGUAAUGAUUGUCUUGUUUACCUGUUGUACAAUGCUGUGGAAUAUGUUGGCGCUAUAUAAAUAAUUGUAUAUCUUCCUCUUGAACUUUUUAUCCUACAUGUUUUAUGUAUGCCACAUACUAUUUUUGAUACCUUCAACCCAUAGCACAUGGUCUCCACCAGUAAACAUUGCCAUCAUUGUACAGCACUACGGAAUCUGAUGGCGCUAUAUAAAUAAUAUAAUAAUAAUAAAAGCUGAAAAAGAAAGUGUUAUUUUUGUACAGCAAGGGCUGCCCAGCAUGUAUCAAAAUGUCAUGUCUAUACCGUCUAAAAGUGUUUUUUCAGUCCCCAUGAGAUUGAUGCUCUGUGUUAAUCAGAUUUAUCACUAGAUCUCCACCCAACAGCUGUGACUUUGAACCCACCAAGACCCACACCCUGCUAUUUUUGCACUAAAACCUUUUCUUCUCAAUAUCGACCAGAAUUGCCCACUUCCUCAUUAUGUACACCGUGUUCUAUACCAGCUACCACCUGCAAAAUCAUCUGCUGGCAGUUUGUUUCCCUCCUCCCUAUGUCUGCGUGAUGCCUGUUAGAAGGCCCCUGCUUUUUUGUAGCCUUGGCAAGAUUUUAUAUAAUGCCAACCUAUUCUGCAGCGCUGUACAAUAGCUAAACAUUCAAUCCUUAGUUUGACAUGUAACUACAGUAGGCGAGCAGGGCCCUGCCCAAAGGAGCUCACAAUCUAAUAGAUUUAUUAUGUGGAGUUCUUUCCUAGAACACAGUUUUUCAACACACUCUAUUGUCUGUAUUUAUGUCUCUGUUUUGCACACAGUUGCACGUUCUGUUCGCUUCUUUCCUUGCUGCAUCCUCUGGGUUCUAGUGAACACCCUGAACACCCAUCCUGUAUUGCUGAAGUUGGGCUCAUUGUUUUACUGCUAGGAUAAUCAGGCGCUCAGCGGGUGGCUGGAGCUGGGAAUUAACCCCUUUCUUUCCUUGGAGCUCUGAUGGAAUGCGGACACUGGCACAGCAAGCUGAGUCACUGGAAGGAAGUGGGGGAUGGUGGGAUUGCUUAGUAAGACAUGAGUGGGGUCAGGACACAGACAAUGUGUGAUCCCACUGCAAAGGAAGCAUUUUAUAUCUGGAUGAGGCUGUGAUGAUAACCUGAAAAUUCCUGUAUUGCACUGAGCAGGGAUUAUAAAACCCUUUGUAUCCAGCCUUGUAAUGUAGCCUCACAUAGCUUUACAUUUAAGUGUGUUGUUACAUAAAUAAAAGUAUAGCAAGAUUCCAUACAAUGCAUGGCUCUGGAGAAUCGUAUAAGAUUAGUACUUCGAUUCUAUACCCAAUAAAAGGAUCCCUAUACUAAUUCAGUGACCUCCGUAAUGAAUAAAACCAGAACAUCGCAUAUAUCCCUGCAGGAUCCCACACUUCUAUGUGUAAUGGGAACUCUUCACUUUGGGAAUAGUCUGAGGAAUAUGGUUUUCAGAAAUUACUUUGUUACCUAUUCUGUUAUAUUGAAGGAACAGAUUACUAAUCUAAUUUUACAAUUUAAAAAUUGGUUACCAGGCUAAUGCCAUUUAUAUAAUUUGGAUCUAUGUGGGAGUUUAAGAACCUCCGUUUAAUGCUGAAAACUUGUAUUUUGAUAUUCUCUGCGGUCUAGCGGAGCAUAUCUAUAAAUCAUUUCAGUCGCUUUGUGUAGUUGAUUCCUGUGAGAAAUUACGGACAAUCAGUGCGUUUGAAAUUGUAUGCAUGCGUCUGUUCACUAAUUGUCUUAUAGGAAGCUGUGAUUGGGUGAGAUCAGAUUAAAAUUUAUCAGGGUAAAAUUUCUGCAAAAUAGAGCAUUUUAACCAUUGGACUCCGAGCAAGCUGCUAAUGUGCUAUUACGCCAAUGGUGGUUUAUGCACAAACCUAUUUUUUUAGAAGUACCGGCCAUAGCCCCCAUGCAACUACACUAAUUAGAAUUUAAUACUCUCUGUUGAGCAACGUCAUGAAAGUCUGACUAAUUUAAAAUUUUUAAUGUGCUGCUGCUGCAAACCAUUUUAAAUUUUUUACAUUAAUUUUUUAUCAAUUUUCCUAUUUUGCACAAAACGGAUGUUUGGGCAGUUUUUACCCAGCAAUAGAGAAUUUGUAGCCCACCCCUUGCUUAUUGUUCCUGGGUGGUGGUAGUAAUCCAAUGAAGCCGACAUAUAUAGUUUAUUUGGUGCAGACCCAUUGUAGUCUUCCUCGAAUUAAUUAUGUCGAUGUUAAAUCACACCUCUGGUCUACAUAGAGCUGCGUAUGUCCUGCCUCACCGCACUGUAUAGAGUGUAUAACAAACCACCUCUUUUACAGGUAGGAUUGUCACCGAUCUUGCAGUAACCACAGCCUUCUAGGGUAUACAAAGUCCAGGACACCUUCAGCUCAGUUUUCCUUUUUAUUCAGUAAGAAAGCAGGUACUUUAAAUAAUAACAAAAACAAACAAAAUCCCUUGCUCUUACUUGAGCUCUUACUAGACAGUAAUUGCUAUCUGCAAUUGGGUGGCUUUCCCACUUACCAAUUUUCCAAACAAAAGCAAUGUCUUUGCAAUAAACACAAUCUCUCCUAGCUGUCUUUUUCUCCCUCACUCUGCAGCAGGCUGCCCUCUUCUUUUAAAGGCCUGUCUACUAAUUGACUGGCUACAGGUGAGUGCCAAUUAACUAAUUCGUAAUUGAGAUCCAAAUAGUGGUCUGUUCCACAGCAACUAAUGCUGUUGGAGCAUUGGCCCACCCUGCUCUCCAAAUACUCUGCCCCAGGGACCCAUACCAUGUUUUGCAGAACCUUAGCAAUGUAGAUUGCAAACUCUAACAUCUCUCCCUGGGGCAUUUAACUGAAAAUUCUCAGGUUGCUGUUUAACAAAUCAGGCCUGAUAUAUCUUCCAUCAAGCACAAUUCCACUUUUACGCUCACAAGUGCCACCCAAGGAGCAGAACUUUUGUACUCCUGGGAAUAUACCGCAAACUAGAUGGUACAUUUCCAGACUGGGACAAGUGCCCUCUCAUGCUUUGCCCUGCAGUUACCAAAGUCUAACUUUCUAUUUUUUUUUUUCUUCUUCUAUAACGAAAGACCUAACUCUAUUGAUUCUCAGAUUUGCCAUAGUAGUGUAUACCAUCUUAUGGAGAUUGUAACACAACAAAGUACAUACACUUCCUUACAGAAUACUCUUUUAUUGGAUAUAGCGUGACUGAAACCUUAUGCAGCAAAAAGUAAAAACUCUUACUUUCCAUUUUAAGAACUGGGGUUAAAAAAAAAAAAAUGCAGAAGUGUGUAAUGUUUGUGUUGCUAAACUAAUUCAAGAACUGGAACUGAAUAUAGUUCUAAUUGGUCACAAAAUAUUUACGAUGACUUAUCUAAAUAGUACUUUUCAAGGGAACUGCUUUUAACUAGGGAUUUCAUGUCACACAGUGGUAGGCAUGUGCGGUGGGACGUUUUUCUACGAUGCCCCACCACCAAUAACUUGAUAACAUUUGUACUCCGUAACGGAACUUUUAAAAAGCACCUUUUUUUUUUUUUUUCUUGUCUUUUUUUCUUAAUAUAUAUUUGUGAUAUUUGUUGGAAGGUAUUUGGUAUUUUCGGUUUACGCAAACCUGCUAAUUCUGUUUUUGCUCCCAGUCCUACAUUCCAUCCUCUCUCUAAAGCUGCACAAUAUCAUCAAAUAAGUGGAGUUUAAAUCUUUCUCAGACAUUGUGAGGAGAAAUGCAUUUCCUGUAGAAUUGUAAUCCGAGGAAUUUUGUUCCUGAAGCAGAAUUUAUAUUCCAAGGAUGAGAGUAGCCUUCUGUGAUGAAUGACAUUAUUUUAGAAACCAGUCUGGUGGUGAUUCCUUUCAGUGCAAAUGAAAUGAUUCAUUGUGUGCGUCAUAUGUCCAAUGGUAGGAAGGCUGAAGCAUUGCAAUCUAUGGAGAAGGCAUCCUGGGUGGAGGGGAAAGACAUGGAACAUAAACUAUGUUACAUCAAAGGGAUUAACUGAAAACCAGAAUUCUUUCUUGUGUUUUUUUUUUCUCACCACAAGCAGGUCAUUUUCUGACGUGCUCUUCUAUGAAGAGGAAAACCUGAGAAAUGCCUGAGCCAUCUGUAAAAAAAAAAAUAAAAAAAAAAAUAAAUAAAAAAUUUAUAGAUCUGACAGACAGAAGACCUACACAUAAAAAGGAAUCUAUCUUUGUCUUCAUAUAAUCCUGUUAUAUACACAGCCCUAAGAAUGCAGGCCAUUUGUAGGCUCUUUAUAGAACCAAAGCUUAGUAUGUGAACAUAUCUGUACACAAUAAAACUGUGAUAUCUUGUACAUAAAGGAUUACUAACCACUUGGGCCAGAAUCAUUACUUCUCUGACCAAAGACCGUGCAAGAUUUAUGAACGAGCUCAAGUCUAUAUGCAAGGGCUGGAUAUCACAAAAAUGCUCUCUGAGCACUUUAUUUCUUUUUCCAUUUUUUUAAUCGGUCAUGUGGUGCCUCUUACCAAAGAGGACUUAAAAAUGGUUGCCCCCAUUCGACAAUAGUAGUAGCCAUGUGAUGCUCUGAAUAUUUAUUCGCAUGUAUGUAUACAUCGAUAAAUAACACACAAAGUGGCUUUCUAACCGAUAAUAAAGGUUAUUUUCGAUAAUUAUAAAAACAAUUAUUUUCCUUAAGAUUUUCACAUUCCGCUUGCUGUAAAUUAUAAUUCAGUCCACAAAUCCUAGCAAUUUGAGUAUUCUGAGAAUGUGAAUGCUAUUAAAUGUGGGAUGACGGGAGGUACACUGGAGGGCGCCAAUUUUUUAUUUUUUUUUCCUUUAUUGCUUUGCCAAUGUAUAAUGUGCAUUUGAGCAAUACAUUUGCUAGCUGUUUGCCUAGCAGAAUGUUGAAAUGUACUGUAUUCUCCUUAAAUGGAUAGUUUUAUUUCCUCAUUGAAUUUGUUAGUGCUUGCAGUGCCCUGGCACAGUCUAUUCAGUGUUAACCAUUUUUGAGCAGUUUAACACUGAAUUAAGGUCCAUGGCCACCCACAGGCCAACCCCUACAGGAGGUGUGGCUUAAGCAGAGAUCACACACUUCCUUAUAGUUGUACCAAUUCAUACAUGCAAUGGGCGCAGUGAUAGACUGAAAACAGUCAGCUGACUACUAUUUUUCUGACUAGACUGAUGUUUAGGGAUCUGGAAAUUGCCAUUUAAAUGGACACUAUAAUCCCCUAAACAACUUAAGUUUAAUGAAGCCGUUUUUGUUUAUAGAUCAUGCGCCUGCAGUCUCACUGCUCAAUUCUAUGCCAUUUAGGAGUUAAAUUACUUUGUUUAUGCAGCUUGUUACACCUCCCUGCAUGUGACUUGCACAGCUUUCUUAAACACUUCCUGUAAAGAGAGAUCUACGGUUUACAUUUCCUUUAUUGCAAAUUCUAUUUAAUGUAGAGAUUCUUAUCUCUUGCUCUGUUAAUAGCCUUCUAGACCCUGCAGGAGCCUCCUAUUUGUGAUUUAAAGUUCAUGUCACGGAAACUCCCGUGCCACAGCCUGCUGGAGAGGCAUAAUAGCUAGCCUCCUACCCACAGACUAUAUAUGAUAUAUGAUGCUACAUAGGAUAUGGGGGGUAUAUUGUGUUAAUGUUGAGUUAUUUUGUAAAAAUGUUGAGCUGAAUGAAAGCUAUUGGGUUAAUUGUAUUGUAUAAAAGCUACUGUGCUAUGUGUCUUGGUGUCCAGCAGGAAAUUACGUUAUGUCUAAUUAUGUCUCAUUCUAAAUAUGAUAAAAAUGAGGCUGGAGUAGUAAUCUGUGAAUAGGUAUUGAUGUCUCUUUUGGAUAGACUUCCCCGCCCUCCCCUCUUCUUCUUUCUCUCCCUCUCCCCUCUUCUUCUUUCUCUCCCUCUCCCCUCUUCUUCUUUCUCUCCCUCUCCCCUCUUCUUCUUUCUCUCCCUCUCCCCUCUUCUUCUUUCUCUCCCUCUCCCCUCUUCUUCUUUCUCUCCCUCUCCCCUCUUCUUCUUACUCCCCCUCCCGUCUUAUUCUUAUUCCUCCCCACCCCCCCCCGUUCUCCUCACCUCCCCUUCCCUGUAGCGUGGCCAAGCUCCUCUCCGGUCCGCGGUACAUGAGUUUCUGUUUCCUGUACCGUGGACUGGAGAGAAGCUCGGCCACGCUACAGGGAAGGGGAGGUGAGGAAAGAGGCAGUGCUGCAGCCGCCUGAGGCUCUCUAUAGAUCGGUGCUAUUCGGGAAUAUAAUUUUUGUGGGGUUCCAAUACUGUUGUCAUGAAUCUUUGUGAUAUGUAAGUUUUCCUAUUUGAGAGAUCAUUGGAUUAGCUUAAUGGGAGCUCAAUUAUCUCUCAAACGCAAUGGCUUGUAGGAUGGAAACCCCUGUGAUUUUUGCAUUGAAAACCCCAUGCUAGGGGCACUGCAUAAAAAGCAGAGUGUGGCCUAGUAAAGAUUAGAUUGCUGCGUUUAGCCUAUUUUCACUAUAUUCAGCACAUCUGAAAUUAGGACUAGUGGAGGAUUGAAGGAAUAACCACAAUAGACUCUCAAACAUGUGACAGUUCAGAUUACAGAGCAGACGAUAAAAACUUUUAAAGUAAGUUAUAUCGGAUUAAAAAUGAAACCAUUUUGUUAUCAUGCAGGCUGUGUCAGUCACAGCCAGAAGAGGUGUGUCUAGGAUUGCGAAAGUCCUUAAACUCUUAAAUGGCAGAGAAAUGCGCAGUGCGAUUCGAGCCAUGAUCUAUACACCAAAAGUAAUUCAUUAAGCUAAAGUUGUUUUGGUGACUACAGUGUCCCUUGAAUGUAAUGUGUUACAAGAUGUGUUGAUAGAAGAGUAAAUUUAAGAAGCCAUUAUACAUCCCAUUGUGAAAUUUUGUGCUGCACCCCAAAUUGGGAGUACGUAGACCAUACUCGAGUGUAGUAAAUCAAUCCUUGUACAUUAUCCUUGAACGUGAUUUUUCUGCAUUUUUUUUCUUUUAUUUUAUUAACGUAAAAAAACACUAAAUAAAAAUAAUUCAAAGUUGCUCUUCAUUACGACUCCCCACCAGUAUAACGAAUUACUAAAUUGUCAAUUCAGAAUCUGUUCUGUAAAGCCGCAUGUGGCCGGCUCAGCAAGUUGCUGUUUAAUAAUUGAACACUUCUUCCAAACAUCACUGCAAACGAAUGUCAGAAACAUUCCCCACAUUAAAGGUCAGCCAUCACAUUGCAGCAGGGUGACUGCUCCUGCCAAGUUAGAGGGUUGGGUUAGCCGAAGGUAUUGGAGUUUGUUUCCCCUCUGGCAUGUAUUUGCAGCUAAGCAUUAUUAGGGUGGUAAUUCGACAAGCUAGAUAAGGGCUGGGCACCAUGGAAGUCCUAGCUAGCUGAAAUGACCAGUGCUGUGCAUGUCCAAGCUUUUACUAAGGUUUGUGAGAAAACCAUUAGCUAUAGUUCGGGGUUUCAACCCAUACCUUUCCUGCUGGCUGAGAGUGAUGGGAAUUGUUGUUGAGUUGCAGUGUAAGAGCCCUAAUGUACUGUAAACUGCACAGUUGAAAAAAUAAGGUGGAUAGAUGUUCUAAUUUUUUUUAUUUUUUUUUUAGAGUGCCAACAUAUUCAGUAGCGCUGUGCAAUAUAUGACUGUAGGCUCAUAUGAGCGUAUCGUCUUUUCUCAAAUCAUUAGUGAAAUCUAAUAAAUGGAAGUCACUGCUUCCCUGCAGAGCUUGCAAUUCAUUACUGUCCUGAGGCACACAGCGCCAGUAAACACUAACUGGUAAAAUCCAACUUCCUGUUAAUCUCCCUGACCCUUAGCUGUGUCUCCUGCCAUCAUCCCUUUAGGCCAAUCUAUAUACCUGCCUGCAGCUUGUCUAUUCCCUCCUGCUGUGGAUCUCUUCCCUCCUGCUGAAUUCUGGGCUUGUAUGCCUUGGGCACAUUCUGCAUGCGCAUACCAUGCCCCCACCUCUUCUUCUGUAGCCACAUUGUCCUUCAUCCUCAGCGCCUGGUACCCUAUUUAUAGGUACAGUACCUUCUCGUGCCAUCUGUCCCUGGUGUAGUGGGGGGAGGGUGACUCUGCACAUGGGUAAGGACAUCCUAUAAAAUGCUCCCCGGACUGUAUGUAGAACAUUUUUCACUUGCUACUGAACUGCAGCCCCAUCACUCUUAGCCCAUUCACUGGUAUUUGAAGAUAUAGUAAAAUGCUAGUCUGAGUAUGAAUUUGUGUUUUAGAAUGAUGCAGUUAUCUAUUAAAAAAGAGUGUUAGCUGAGGGUUAUGGGAGCUGCAGUUAUUAUUUGUAUUGUCAUUUUAUAUAGUGCCAACCUAUUCCGUAUCUCUUUACCUUAUUUUUGAUUAGACCAUAACAACAAAUGAGACAAACUAUUAAAACUUUUGACAGUUGAACAGCAUGCGAUCUGCUCGGUAUGGCUCGAGCUAACUGUUGUGGUUGUAAUCCAUUGGGUUGGCUAAGAUUUAUUAGAGUUUCUCAUUUUUUAAUUUAAAGUUUUUGAGGAGAAUCUGACCUUUGAAUGUGGUGAACACACGCUCGACGGGUAUGUGAAAAAUCAGAAGUUUCUUUUAUUUGUUUAUAAUUUUUAUAAGUUAAUGUUAAUAUAUCGGUAAUAUUGCUUGCCAGAAUUAUUCAUAAAUAUACAGGACCCUAAAUAAUAUAUUCAUAAAUGUAACAGUUUGCAUAAGGACACACUCCAAAAUAAGUUUUAAAAAAAACACGUAAUGUAUUUGAGACCCCAGAGAGUGAUUUACUGAUAAGCAGACUCCUCUUUACUUAAUAUGUGAAAGACUGUAGAGCGCGCAUGGUCUGUUAAUUGCUUCAUUCAUUGAAAUCCAUGAAUGAAACUACUUCUAAAGUUUAAUAUAGGCUGACUGGCAGUUUAUCAUAUAUAAUAACCAUUCUAUGCAUUGACUAAGAGUCUCUUUAUUGUAAUACAAAAAAAUACAAGGUUGGUAACCCACAUUAAUGCCCCAUUACUUUACAUGGUGGUCCAUAUAUAUAUUUGGACACGGACUCCAGUUUUGGCUCUGCACUGCUCUAGCACAUAGGCCUUUAACUGAAACUUGAUUAAAUAUGACAUGAGGACAAAGGACAGAGAGACUGCUUUAAUUUGAGGUUAUCUUUAUUCAUAAACCGUAAAUGUGGUAAAAAGUAAAGCCCCCUUUGGAUACAUAAUCCAUCCACUUUGUGGGAGUCUUGAAUUAAAACCACCACAAAUUUUGUCACUGUCCAGGUACUUAUGGACCGAAGUGCCAAUGUUCUAAUGAUGCCAUCAUACUUGAGACUUUUCAACCUUACACAUUGUAGAAUUUGUGUGUGUUUCACAUAGUUGUGUGGGGACAUGGAGACAGGAUGUAGGAAAGCUUAGUGAAACGAGAAGUAGACAGCUUGGCUCACUGUAAGUCCUGACAAUAAAUCUGUUAAUCACAAAAUUUAUUUGAUGACUCCAUUAUUACUUGUGCAAAUCUACACAUUUAGAGGAAAGUUGGUCCGUUUCUCAUUCUGCUGAUGGACUUGCUUUAUAUAAUAUCCAUCCACCUCACUGUGGCUGUUAAAUCGUGGGAUGUGCUAAUGGUUCUGUCCUGUUUUUUAGUCUGCACAUGUCUCUUUUCAGCCUAUAUAACUAGUAUUCUGAGUGCUGUUUCAGCGUAAUUAAGUGUUUUCUCUGAGGCUAGACCUCCUCCCUGCUGUGUCUGCUCCGGAGGUGUGCAGGAGUAGAGGGGACAAGUUCCCCAUUUUCCAAGGUGAAUGGUUAUGGAGUUGACAGACCUUCCAAUCACGCUUCCCUUUGACAGCCAUCCCUACCCGGUCACCACGUGCCUGUCUUCUGCCAUUUUCUCCUGAAGGUUGAAACGCUCAUUAUCUAUUUGGUUGUCAUAUCCCAGGGAGCAGCAAUCUAGGUCUGCCUGCAGCUCUCGCAAUUUUGUCUCCAUCUAAUGUUUUGGCCUGGUCCUCUAAUUGACAGGUCUAUGCUGGCAUUUUCCGAGGCCUGGAAGUUAGCCAGAUGUGUGUAUCUUGGGGGGAUGUUGGAGCGUUGUCUGUGCUUUAUAAAUGUCUUGUCAUGGGGUGGGAUCUCCCUUAUUAAUUUCAAUUUCUCUCUGGUUUUCUGUAACAGGGCUGCCGAGUAUGGCUGGUGAGAAAAGAUGGUCUACUGCCAGCGACGGUCACCUCCAGCGAUGUCAACGUUGUGUUUACCAGUGACUAUGGACAGGUGAGUCCGAAUCACCUCAUCUCAAGGAGAGAUUAGUUUGACGAAAACAGCAGAAAAUUUUAAAUUCACAUUGAAUUCCCGAUAAUUCAAACUUUAGAGAAUAAUCCCGAAAGCAAGACUGCUGACUGUGCAACAUUAUAAAACCCCAAACUUGCAUUUAAUGUUAUCCCAACAGAUCUGUCCUUUUAUUAAUAAAUACAGAAACAAGAACAUCAAAGAGUAAUUCUCAAUGGUCCGAGUCUGCCCAUCAAUAAUUAUGCUGUCAUGUGACAUUGAUUUUUUUUUUUCUACGGUCAUGUGACACAAGAGGCCAGUUAAAGGGAUUUCUGUGUUUGUUUCGGUGCCUUUAAAGACCCAAUGCUCACAUAUUGCUGAACUAUUUAUUCUGUUUUACAAUUUAUCUUUUAAAAUAAUUUUUAUGGAAGUUUUAAAAUUUUGUAUGACAAGUAAUAAUAAUACAAAUAUUGUAUUAGGAGUAGGAAAGGAAGGGGAACUUGGAAAUGGGAAGGGGUAUCUAUCCAUCAUUGAAAUAGGCAUAACAAUGUAUAUGGCAAAAAUGUUGUACAUCAAUGCACUUUAACAAUAAAUAUAUCAAAGACCAUAAACUGUUUGAUUUUUUUCUUCCCAUUUAUCCCAAUUAUAUUUUAAUAUUGGGAAACCAUGCAUAUUAGCUCUAUGCGAUAAUUCGUGUGCCUUGUUUUCUAGAAUCAAAUUAAAAACGUCUCUGAGAGAUGGCACAUUUUGGGACUUCCAAUGUCUAGGUAAACAGGAUGUAGCAGCGAUCAGAAUGUGGCCUAUGAUUAUUUUAUUAUUAUUAUUAUUAUUAUUAUUAUUAUUAUUAUGAUCUUUAUAGAGCGCCGUCAAAUUCAGCAGCGCUUUACAAUGGGUGGACGAAAAGACAUGUAGUUGUAACCAGACAAGUUGGACACACAGGGACAGAGGGGUUGAGGGCCCUGCUCAAUGAGCUUACAUGCUAGAGGGAGUGGGGUAAAAUGACACAAAAAGGUAAGGAUAGUAUUAGACUAGUGACAGUUGCAGAAGAGGAAUCAGUCAGGAGCUAUUAACAGUUUAAUUCAUACACUUUUAUGAAGAAGUGGGUUUUUAACGAUUUUUUUGAAGGAAUGGAGACUGGGUGAGCAUCUAACGGAGGAGGGAAGCAAGUUCUAUUAAUGGACUCCGGGAGUUUUUUAAAUAAGGCUAGUUCCGAAUGGUUCUGUUCACUUUAAUAAUUAGAUCAUGAAUCAUUUUCUAAUAAUUAGUUAAUUUUGGGGCAGAACCACCAGAUAUGGGCCAUAUUGCCCACACCCCCACAGUCUCUCCAACACCGGUCAGAAUACAUAUUGUUCAUGUUAUGUAAUCUAGACGGAGCCAGGUACCAGCGAUAUAAAAUUUUAUAAUGAUUUUCAAAAUGGUCGGUGCAAUACGAAAUACCUUUAAAAAAAAUCGAACAAUUCUUCUAAAUCGUACUGGGCACCCAACUCCGUCUCCCAUAACAACAUAUGUUUUACUUUAACUAAGGGCUUGGCAUUCUAAAACAAAUAACAUAAGGAUAUCAUACCUUUACUAGCGGGGAUGUAUAAAAAAAACUUUCUCUAAAGGAGAUAACUCAAGUGAUUUAUAGUUUUUAUCUGUUUCAAUUGGUAUAGUUCUUUCAAUUUGUCAAUGAUUAACAUACAUUCCAGUUCAUACAUUUGUUAAUCCAUACUUAAGCUUUAAUUUUUCCAAAGAAAGAAUAGCUUUGCCAUAAAUUUUUUUUAUCCAGAUUAGUUAUAGAGCAAUCCUUCAACAGUUCUAUUUUUUAAGGAUGGUAUAUAAUCUUUCAAUAACUCAAUAGGCAUUGCUCUAUAUAAACUGGGAGAAUAGUCAUUUUUAAAAACAAUGUCCCAGGCCUUAAGCGUAGUCUUGGUAGAUAAAAAUAAUUUUGUAAUUCCAGGUCUUUUCUUAGGAUUUAACCAAGGUAAUUCUGAUAAUCUAACCAGUAAAAUUUUCGAUUCUUCUAUUUCCAUCCAUCUGGGUUUAUCAACCUGGUUGUUAAAGCUCACAACCACCGCAGCGUUCGUGGCAAAAUAAUAUUUACGGAUAUCGGGGACACCGAUACCGUCAUUCGAUUUUAUGGUGCUGCAGGGAAGUGAGCCUUACUCGGGCAGGCUUGUUCCCCCAGGUAAACUUCAGCAUUGUCGAGUGAACUUUAUUAAAAAAUUAUAAUGGGAUGGACAGAGGAAUGGUCCUAAAAAAAUAUAAAAUUUUUGGGAGUAUCGUCAUUUUAAUAGUUGCGACCCUCCCCAGCAAUGAGCGCUCCAUCCCGCCCCAUCUCUCCAUCUCUUUUUGUAAGUCCGACCAUGCUUUUUUUACAAUUUAUCUAAGUGGGGGCUUAGUAGCUUUUCAAUAGUUGCUAGCUUCAGGCAUUUCUGUGUUCUGAUAAAACUUUGUAAUAAUAUCAUUUAAUAGUUGUCUUGACAAAAAAGAUACUCUAUUCUCACUAUUUUACUUCCACAUAUCAAAAGGUCAUAGAGGGACAUUAACAUAUAUACACAUUUAUUGUAGUUUUAAAGACGUCUUACUGUGGAGCUCUGCUGUACACUCACACACCAAACAUUGGGUGUUCCAAGGAAAACCAGCAUUAGAAUAGAUGUACAGAAUGAUUUGAGGCCAAAAUAGAGACUGUCGCUCAUAAGUAGGGACACUUGGUAGGUAUGAGACAACUGAUUAUUCAGUGUUGUAUCUCUGUGCCAUUAGACACUAACACCAUAUGUGUGCUGCCCUCUGAGUGACACUGCAUGGACCUUUAGAUAUUGGGCGGCCAGAAUUCACGGCUGUAGUAUAUAGAAACCAGCUGUAUACAGAUGUUGAUAAUGUUAUUUUUAGAGAUUCUUUGCAUUCCCCAUUCUGACCCAUUCUGUGCUAAGGGAUCAUUAUUCAUGAAAACUCCCACAAUUCUAACUCCCAGAUAUUGGGUCGCAGGAUACAACAUCACUGUGUCCGUUCUCCCCAUGUGGGGCCCUGAGAUAAUGCAGGGGACUCACACGUUAUCAGACAAGGGGGUGCUACAGUAGCUGCUAGCUGAGACGAUGCAGAUAUUAACUAAAUUUUAAGGGAAACUGAAGAAAUAGGGGUACACAUAAAGAUAAAGACGUCUGUUUAGUAGGAUUGCUGUAAAAUUAGACAUUGGGUCUUGUUGGGAGUGGUAAUCAGUAGUAGAUGGAUUUUUAAUGAAUGUCUCUAACAUAUUCUGCAGGGUUGUACAAUGAGAGCAAAGUACAUUUAUUUGUACACAGGGAUAGGAAUUCUAGGCUAGUUUAAGACGUGACAUAGGGAACUCUUUCGGGUGGGAGUGGGACUCUAAUGUUUUAGGGACAUUUAACUGAACCAUUGUUCUAGAUAAAAAAUAAGGGAGUGGAAAGGGGUGACUAGAAAACAUUUAUCAGAACUUAGUGAAAUAUUUAUUAUCAGAAACCGUUGUUUAUAGGUGGAAUAGCCAUCCAGCAGAGAUGGUACAAUGAAAGGGAGUUCUUGCAAUGUUGAGCAGGUAAGAAAAUCAAGAAUAAGCUCAGUUAAUCUUGGAAAUGGGCUGAGUAAAUGUACCUGGUAGAUUGCAUCUGCUGUCACAACCCCUGUUUUUAUAAUUACCGUAUAUACUAGAGUAUAAGACGAGUUUUUCGGCACAUUUUUUGUGCUGAAAAACCGCCCACUCGGCUUAUACUCGAGUCAGUCUGUAUAAUGGCAACUUGCAUUGCCACAAUACAGACCAGGACCGCCGGGCUCAUUACAAGCCGGGCGGUCCUGUUGGGGGCUGGCAGCGAGCUGUUACUUACCUUUCCUGCAGCUCCCUUCUCCUCCGUGCAGCUCCUCUGUCAGCUCCGUUCUGCUUACAGUGUAAGUCUCGCGAGACCCGGGUCUCGCAAGACUUACACUGUAAGCAGAACGGAGCUGACAGAGUAGCUGUAUGGGGGAGAAGGGAGCUGCAAGAAGGUAAGUAACAGCUCGCUGUCAGCCCCCCCCACUGGACCACCAGGGAUUCAGUAUUUUAUUAUAUUAUUAUUUUAAUAUUAUAUUUUAAUAAUAUUUUAUUAUAUUAUUAUUUUAAUAUUUGCAUUAUGUUUUUUUUUUUUUUUUUUUUUUUUUUUUUUUUUUUGUCCCUCCUCCCUGACCAGGCAACAAGCAGGGAGGGGGGACAAAAAAAACAUUUAAAAAAAAAUAAUUCAAAUAUUAAAAUAAUAUAUUAUUAAAAUAAUAUAAUAUUAAAAUAAAAAUGCCCUCCCCUCACCCAGUUUACACACACUGCAUUAUAUACACACGGCAUUAUAUACACACUGCAUUCAUUAUAUACACACAAACACACACUGCAUUCAUUAUAUUCACAACACACAAACACACACUGCAUUCAUAUUCUAUACACACACAAACACACACUCUGCAUUCAUUAUAUACACACACACUGUAAAUAAAUAUUCAAUUAAUGUAAUUUUAUUGGGAUCUAAUUUUAUUUAGAAAUUUACCAGUAGCUGCUGCAUUUCCCACCCUAGGCUUAUACUCGAGUCAAUAAGUUUUCCCAGUUUUUUGUGGUAAAAUUAGGGGCCUCAGCUUAUAUUCGGGUCGAUUUAUACUCGAGUAUAUACGGUAAAUGGAAACAAAGGGAACCUGAUUUUGACUAUUGUGUAUUGUCUGUUUUGGUCCGGGCCACCAGAAUUUGUCAAUAUGUGACUAAAGGAAAGUGCUGAGGCUGAGCAUAGUCAUGUUUUCAGGGGACAAGAUUUGCAUAUUGUUGGGUGAGGAUAAUGAGAGUUGAAGUUAAUAUAAAUUGGGCUUUCAUAAUUUUACCACUUCUAAAUGUUGAUUGGAUCAGAGUUUAAAAACAAAUUUAUAACACCGAAGAGAUUAAAACAAACUCAUUGUAAAUGUAGCUAGAGAGUAGAGAAGAAGCCAUUGCAUUGUAAUCAUUUUAAUUAACCAAUGUAUUGUUAACAAAUCCCAUAUCCAUGUAUCCUGUAAUCACGUGAUUCAAGUCCCAAUUAAAGUGUGUUACGAAUUUGUGGGGGAAAAAAAUAAAUGUAGAAUGUGUGAGAUCUGUUUUGACAUUUCGUGUUUGUAGCUGGUGACUAUCCUGUUUUUGUAGUACUGAUAAUUCUAUCUACCCAGUGUGACCUAAUCAAUCCAUCAGUAAACUUAAAACUGCAGAGGUGACUGUUGCAAAGGCCAAGAUGUGAUAAACCCCAAAUGUUGCACCUUUCAUUCUUUGAGAUGUCAAAAGUGUAAUUUUUGGGUGGGCAGUCAGUAGCAUGUUGGCUUUUUACCCAGAUAACUGAAUUUCUCUCCGUCAGCCAGUAAAUGUAAACGUGGGAGGGAGCCACUUGUUGCGUUCAGAUGUCUGUAAGUCUGCUAUAUCGGACCGAUCUUCAGGAUAUUGCAUGUUGGAUAAGAUCACAGCUUGACAAAAUAAAACUGAAGUCUCUGUGACAUGUGCUUUUACGCAACUGUUGAUUCAACACCUGGCCUUGAUUUCAUAUUUCAGAUACACUUUUAAAGUGGCUCUGUCACCUUCUGGGUUCUUUGAAUAUUUUGCAUUCCGGUGGCUGCAGGGUGCAGGUAGUUUUAGUUGCCUGGCCGCCGCCAUCUUAUUCCACGAGGUCCUUUUUAGCUCCUGGCAUGUCAUCUGCCAGGCGAUGAUGUCACUGUUAUACUCUCGCACAUGCAGGGGAGUACAACAUUCACAUCUAUGGAGGAUCCCGCUAAACCACAGGAUCUGCCAUAAAAAAAGCCUUUUUAUCCCCCCCCAGACAUCACUAGGGCAUGACAGAGGUAGCUCCGCAUUGUUGUGUAGCAAAACUACAUAAAACAAAGUGCUCAUUUAAAAAAUAAAUUAUAGGUUGGUAGGGGUGACUGUGCCACUUUAAAAAGUUUUUUUUUUCUUUCUUCAAAGUAUUAAAAUAUCAAAAUAUCUACAUCUUACAUAAACUCAAUACAUUAAAAUAUAAUAAAGUAUUGGAAAAACUCAUGCGAAAUAUAAAAUUUGAGGCCAAUGUUUCAAAAUCUAGCGAUGUGAAUGAGGCUGAUAUAUUUGCUGUCCAUCAACAUGUAGCCUAUUUCAAAGUAAAACGGACUCCGCCAUAGUCAGUUUGGCUACUUUAGGCUCAAUGUAGAUUUUAAUUUGCUAUAAUUUAGUGAAUAAACUCGGAGCUGUGUUUAUAAGGAUUGAAAUUGGAGAGGGACAUAUAACAUCAUGUAGACGUGUAAUCUGCUAAUCCGAUCACAUGCCUUAUCUGUUGCUUUUAUGAUGCUAAACAUGUUCAAUGUGCAAGCAUGUAAACCAACGCAUUGGUGCCGCCAUCUUGGAGACGCGAGUGUAAUCUUUAGUAAAGUAUAUAUGCUGGAGAUUAUGCUAGCGGAAUAUAGAAUUAAAUUGCCAGAUCUGCCUUAAAGUGUCAUUGUCAUAUGUUUUGUGAAUGAUGCCGUCCUUUAAAUUUGUGCACUAUGUGAAAUGAAACGUUGUCCUUGCACAUCGGCUACAAGCCAAGUUAAAAAUGCUUUUAACCAGUGAUCUAUAUGUCCGCCAGCAGUACAGUUAAGGCAAUAUAUGGUUUAAAUGCUUUAUGAGCCGACACAAUGUUGUUUGUUUUGUCCACAGGGAAGCUCCGUUGAUUCGAAUGUCUGCAGUGCGAGAUGCUAGCAGACAGAGCUCAAAGCACAGAUAUAGCCUUUUCCAGUUUAGUACGGGAUAUUAGAUUCUGGGAUUUUAUUUAUUUAUCAUUUCCAAUGCUGCAGGAAUGUACAACACCUAUUUCUGUUGUGCAUUGCUGUUUUAAUGGUAUUAUAAAUUUUACGUGACCGUUAAUGGUAACAAUAACCCAAUAGAUUUAUAAUGGCAAAAAAUGAAUAAAAAAUUAUUUGGUUUACUUUUCUCCAUAUCCUAAUAUUUGAAAGGACAUUGUGCAGUCAUUGAAUGUACUUCUUGUUGUAUUAUAAUAAGAUUUGGGGCAAGGGAAACACCUUGUUAGGUUUAAAAAAAAUUUAUUUGGGGGCGGGGGCAAUACUGGUAUUCACUGUAUAAACAAGGCAAACCUUCCAAGUACCCCAUGCGCAAAUUUAGGUGUAGGUUCAUGGAACGCUGAGUAGCAGUGAAUCCGGUAGCAAUAAUAUUAUUGCUUUAGACCUGCUGCUAUUUGUGAUGUCCUGACCUUCUAUGAGUUGUAGUUCCCUUGUCUUCGGAACUUCUUCUCCCAUUAAACUCUAACUGCCUGGAAAGCUCAGCAGAUCUUUAGAAAGCAUCCGUCACUUUCUGGAUUUGUAAACGUUUCUUGCAAAGUCUAGAAUUGUCAAUGUGAAAUAUUUUUUUUUUUUUCAAUUAUUAAUUGGCCAUGUUUUAUAUCCACUGAUUUACUGUUUUUACAGUAGCCAUGUGGUCACUCGAACUCCACCAAUGCUUAAUCUUUUUCAGAGCUAUUUAAUUUAUUUAAUUGGCACAUCAUGCUAUUUCAAGGGCCAUAUGGCCUUUUCCAGCGUGUUUAUGUAAAGCCGUGAUCUCACCUCAUGUGGUUAAUCUUGAUGAGCCAGCUUGUUUGCAUGUCAUUAUUCCGCAUUCAUAGCUUCCCAGUAAUCACAGCGAUGCUGUACGUUACUCUCUCCUAAAUAAAUCCAUAAGGAGUCUUAAUUUACCUCCUGCUGCAAACUUGUCCUGUUACUGAUCCGCCUGAUGGUGGUUAUUGUACUAUCACCUCCUUUUGAAUUUGAUGUAGUGACCAAACUUCUGGUUGGUAUAUGGAGUCCAGUCUGUUUAUGAUUUAAAUACUUAGACGAACCAUAAGGGGGAGCAGAACUCCAAACAUGCAUUGCAAAGAAUGAACUAUAGGUUUAUUUAAAAAAUAAAUUAAAAAAAAUACACCAAUUGACACUUAAAGAAGAAAAUAUUUGUAAUAUUUUAAAAUAUUUAAGGUGGAAAAUAAUGGGAUAUGGUGUGCUCAUAUGCUAUGAGCACCACUGUUUAAAAGUACCCCACAAAGUGCUGCACACCUCCCAACGAUCCUGAGUCCAUGUAGUAUAGUCCCUAUUUCCAGUCCAUGUUGCGCCAUUCUGUGUUUUACUGCACAAAGAGUUUGUUUUUUUUAAAUAAAUUUUUUUUUUUCUUAAAUACAUGAACUCACUCAAACAAAGUCAGGGCAUCAUGCCCAUAUAAGUGCACCGCGCCCCAUCAGGAAAACUCCACUUUCUGACAUGACCCAAAUAUGACCAUUGGCAUGUCCUCUACCUUGUCCCAGUUCUAUACCUUGUUAAAUCCCCUCUCUUAAUAUUGUAAAGCGCCACGGAAUCUGUUGACGCUAUAUAAAUGGCAAUAAUAAUAAUAAUAAUAAUAAUACCUGCGAGGUGUGGUGAUACAAGUAUCUCCUAUGUUUAUUUAUAUGAAGACUGAUAAUGGAGUACUUUGACUCGGAGCUGGGGAUCACACAGUAGACCAUUCUACCUCCCAACUUUUCAAACAGCCUGAAAGAGACAUUUUUAUUUAGGGUCGAGGAUGGAAUGUGGUGUGAGCUGAACUUAUUAGCGUGACCUGACUAACCAAAUGGUCUUAUUUACACAGACUGUAAAGGAGGAGACUAUAUUUAAAAGAAGAAAAACUACCACAACAAGAGGACAUAGUCUUAAAUUAGAGGGACAAAGGUUUAAAAAUAAUAUCAGGAAGUAUUACUUUACUGAGAGGGUAGUGGAUGCAUGGAAUAGCCUUCCAGCUGAAGUAGUAGAGGUUAACACAGUAAAGGAGUUUAAUCAUGCGUGGGAUAGGCAUAAGGCUAUCCUAACUAUAAGAUAAGACUAGGGAGUAAUGAAAGUAUUUAGAAAAUUGGGCAGACUAGAUGGGCCGAAUGGUUCUUAUCGGCCAUCACAUUCUAUGUUUCUAUGGUUUCUAAACACAUUUAUUGCAGUUUAAAGACACAUUACUGGGAGUAUUAUUUCUCUAAAGCUAUUUUAUCUUUCGUUCUUUUGAAAAACUAAAACAAAACACCAAAGCAGGUCUCUAUACUGCAUUUUAUUGUUGGGGUAAAGGCUAAAGUCUUUGAAUGUGGUCCUUCUGUUUUUGAGCAGUCUGUUAAUAUAUGGGCCUUCUCUACACCGACAGAUUGGCUCUUUUUGCAUCCUUUUUGUGAGCACAUGGUUUGGGAAAAACAAUUGUAUGAGCUGCAUUUAACCCCUUAAGGACCAAACUUCUGUAAUAAAAGGGAAUCAUGUGUCAUUAAGGGGUUAAAGGCAUGUUGCCCCGUAAUCCCCGUACAGUAUAAACUGUAGCAGUUUUAUGGUGCUUAGUGUCACUUUAACACAGAUCUCUAAUCCUCCCAGACUGGUCCCUUGAUGUCUUCUGCAAAGUCAUUAAAAAUGGUGUUUGCAGCCGAAAAUAGAAAUGACAUCAGCGAUAUGACACGCUUUCAGAGUAAAUAGACUGAAAUAAUGAUUUUCCUUCAGGAAGUCACUGAGAUUGUGGAAUGAUUCACAAACUGGAGUUAAAGAGCCUGGGAGAUUUAUUCCCUGGAAGUGACUAAUUGUUGUUUCCAUGCUUUUUGAGACCAUUCAUGUACAGUUUGUAAUAAACUAAGAUUUAUGGUACUGACUUGCAGCAGCAAUCGAAAAAUUGAGUUUGAGGCGAUCUGCAAUUAAGAUGCACAGUUUGCAUGAAAACUUUGAGUAAUUUACAAUUUUAAAUUUACAUCUGAAUCCAAUACAGAUUGCAAUUUUAUCAACUAAUGGUUCCUCCUUAAUUUGAGAGGCUAUCAAAAAUGCACAGGGCUUAUGGACCACUCCACACCCAUAAAGCCAUUUUUUUGUAUACACACCAUGCCCUGCAGUGUCGUUGGUCUAUUCUAACCUCCCCUGGUUGUGACUGACGCAGCCUGCAUGAAAACAAAACGGUUUAGGUUUCAAUCAGAUGUUAACUUACUUUAGAUGUUUUUUUUUUUUAAUUUUUUAAAAAAAAUUUUUAAUCUCUUGCUCUGUUAAUUGAACUUUAAUCACACACGUGAGGCUCCUGCAGAGUUUAGAAGGCUAUUAACAUAGCAGAAGAUAGGAAAUUCUAUAUUAAACAGACUGUGUAAUAAAGGAACCUAAAAUAUCUAUCAAAGUUCAUUUUCAGACCACUUUAUCUCAUUGAAGUGGUCUGGAUACAAUGUCCCUAUCCCCUUUAGUCCUGCAAUGUAAAUCAUUGCUGUUUUUGAGAAACUGCAAGCAUUGCAUAGCAGUACUAAGACUGCCUCUAGUGGCUGUCAGACCUAUAGGAAAGCAUUGGGAGGCUAUUGCACAUGUGAGGCUAAAUGCAGCACCACGCCAAUGAGCUUUUCCUCAGAUGCAUUGACUGAAUAAAUCUCUAUGGGGAGCAUUUCGUGUUUACACCUUUAAGUGGCCAUCUGCGUGACUGCCACUAGCGUUACUCCUAGGCAGCAAUGUAAAAACGUAUCUGUAAAGGCAGUGUCUGUAUUAAAAAGUCUGCAGGGACAGGCUAUAUACACCAUAACAACUACAUUAAGCUAUAGUUGUUCUGUUGACUAUCGUGUCCCUUUAACUAUAAAUUCCAGUAAUCUAAUUAAACUCCAGUUAGUUUAAUUUCAACAAAUAUAUAAAACUCUUGGGGGGGUGGGAGGGGGGAAAGGUGACAGAAGUAUUUUAAGAAGGACUGUUCUUCCUAAACAGGGGGCACUUGGCAGGUAUGCAAUUCAGGGAGUAUCUCUUGCCUAUACAGCAGACCCCAUUAAAUAAUUAGGCAUUGCUUCCCAAACGCCUAGUGUCUCCGUUGCCAUCCUUUGAUGUGUGCAGCUGCAAUUUUGUAGAGUAAGCCCUUAGCUGUUGAACUUCCUUAAUUAAAUUGUUUUCCUGGAGUUUUCUAUUGUUUGAAGCAGAAUUGCUGUGUUCUCAUUUUUAAACAUCAUCUUGUAGAUAAUAGGGGGAAAAAAAAAGUAACGUUCUGAUUUAAAUGAAGAUAUUUAUCCUUAAAGGAAACUUCUACCCAAGGCAGUUACAGAAAGCAAAUGGUUAAUUUUCAUAAAGAUACUUUCUACAGCAUAAAGGGACACUGUAGGCACCCAGACCACUUCAUCUCAUUAAAGUGGUGUGGGUGCCAACUCCCAUCACCCUUAACCUGCAGCAGUAAUUAUUGUUAGCUUUUUUAAUAAACUGCAAUAAUUACCUCUGAGGGUUAACUCCUCCUCUACCAGACAGCCACUAGAGGGACUUCCGGAAUUGAAACAGACUUUUGGUCCGUUAUCUGACGCUGGACGUCCUCUCGCUCUGCAUGAGGACCUCCAGCGUCAGAUUUUCCCCACAGGAACGCAUUGAAUAAUGGUGUCCUAUUGGGAGAUCCUAAUGGGUACGCUGCCAUGUGUGGGCGGAGCUGAGCCAGCGAUGAGGGACCAUCGGCACUGGACCCAGGUAAGUGACUAAAGGGGUUAUUAACUCCUUCACCACCGCGGAAGGGGGCCUUGACAGAGGAGGAAGCUAUAGUGCCAGGAAAACGAGUUUGUUUUCCUGACACUAUAGUUUCCCUUUAAGAAUAGGCUGAAUGCUUGAGGAUCAGUAGCAUGAAACAUUUUGCUUUUUAUUUUUGUUUUUGUUUUUGCACUUUUUACACUGUAAUAGUUGAUAUAAUAAAUUAACUCUUUUUUUUUUUUUUUGUAGGCUUGCUUUGAACAAUGCAUUUUUGUAAGGUUUUGCCCGUUUGAUCUAUUUAUUUGAUGGAUAGUAAAAUAAUUUCAAACUGAAAUGUAAUGCUUUGACUUUAAUAUAAAGAGUUGUGUUGCUAAUAAAAUUUAAAAUUAACUAGAAAAACUACCACAACAAGAGGACAUAGUCUUAAAUUAGAGGGGCAAAGGUUUAAAAAUAACAUCAGGAAGUAUUACUUUACUGAGAGGGUAGUGGAUGCAUGGAAUAGCCUUCCAGCUGAAGUGGUAGAGGUUAACACAGUAAAGGAGUUUAAGCAUGCGUGGGAUAGGCAUAAGGCUAUCCUAACUAUAAGAUCAUUUUUUUUUAUUUUUUUUUAAGGCACACUAUAGGCACCAAAACCGCUUUAGCUUAAUGAAGCAGUUGUUGUCUGUGUAUAGAUCAUGCUCCUGCAGUCUCACUGCUCAAUUCUCUGUCAUUUAAUAGUUAAAUCACUUUUGUUUCUCCUUUGAUUAUGCUGUCCUUGCCACACCUCCCCUGGCUGUGACUGACACAUCCUGCAUUAAAACACCAUGGUUUAGUUUCCAAUCAGAUGUUAACCUGAUUUUAGAAGUUUUUAUCUCUUGCUCUGUAAAUUGAACUUCAAUCACACACAGGAGUCUCCUAUAGGGUCAAUAAGGCUAUUAACAGAGCAGGAGAUAAGAAAGUCUAAAGAGACCGUGCAAUAAAAGCAGUAUACACAUUAGAGGACUCUUUACAGGAAGUGUUUAGGAAGGUUGUGUAAAUCACAUAUAGGGGAGGUGUGGCUAGGGCUACAUAAACACAAAUAAAAGUGAUUUUACUCCUUAAUGGCAGAGAAUUGAGCAGUGAAACUGCAGGGGCAUGUUCUAAACACCAAAACUGCUUCAUUAAGGUCAAGUUGUCUUAAGGUCUAUAGUGUACCUUUAAGGACUGGUAAGUAGCACAGAAACCCUGUCCAGAACGCUUUGUAGCAUUCCACCCUUAGCUCUGUAUGUUGAGGUUACACUUCACAGCCUGAGCGAAUCCAUUGAUGUAUUUGUAUUUGUUCUGCUCUUUCUGGCUCCUAAAUGACACCAGGGUACAAAUUCAGGAUUGUGUAUUCUCACAUUUGGGGCUGGAGGGAAUCCUUAGACAUCGUACCAAACAUUGCUUCAUGGCGUGCUGAUCUUCCUAAUUAGGUUAACUUUCCCUCUGGAUCCUGAACAGUUAGCGAGUAACUGUGUAAUGUGAGCAGCCAAUCAGAACCAGCGAUUCAGACCUAAAUGAUUUAUUCUGAGCAUUUCUAAAGAGGUCAUGGCGUUUUGGUCUGAUGCUGAAUGCCACCUGUGCCAUAACGAUCUCCAUGUUAAUUCUAAUUUCAUGCAAUAGUAUUAAACUAUGAGAUUGUCAUAGCUCCCUACAUUACGAGGUUUGGGUGAGGGGGCUGUCACUCACAGUUGUUUUAUGUGCUUAGUUUGUGCAAUAUGAGUGCGUCCAGUUGCGAAUAAUAUAUGAUGGCACAACCUCAGCCCCAAAUUGGGCAAUGUAUGGAGGUCUUCAAAAUGAACGCAAUGUAUAGGCAGUUUUUAAAGUACAACAUGACUGUGCAAAUACUACAGAAAGUUUAUUAAGAGCAGCUUUUAGCAUCUGUAGAACGGAGGAUGGUAAACAGGAUGGCUGGUCGCUAUAUCAUAGAGCAUUACUGGGAAUGACAUGUAUGGUAAACUAUUAUACAUUGAAUUCUGCUGUAUAUAAAUCCAUUCUAUCCUCCAUGGAAACGUUCUGUAGGCGUCUGAGACACAAGUCUGGGCCCCAUGAAUCUUCCUUUUAUAAUUAUUUACAGUAUCCAAAUGGAGACGUAUUCUGUUUACAAAGUGUUUAUUGGAAUAUCCUAGCUCUCCCCAUCUAUUGUCAUCGGGGAUACAUAUUUGUGGUCUGCUUCUGUUCGUGACACGGAGUUAUGCGUGCAUGUAGAAUUCUACUUUAAAAUGAGAAUUGUAUUUGGGACUUUCCUGGCAGGGUGAUGGGGAGAUGUACAGAAAGCAGAUCCCAUCUCCCCAGCUGGCGUGGAUUCAGUUAUAUAAAUCCCAGUCUUUGUGGAAUUGCAGACUGUGAUAUAUUUAGUAAUGCUUUGUAUAAGAACAGACUUCUGCUGACACCGUACAGAUCUGUGUAAUGUCACAUAGUGCCUCUGGAAGCUGUAAAUUGCUACAUACAGAUAUACAUGGUUCUGGAGUAACCAGAAUUAAAGUGCUCCUGACGUGAUUUCACACCGAAGAGAAUAACAUUGUAUCUAUACAUUACACUAGCCAAAUUGCCAAAACUUCUAUAACUAUGCUCUGAUUUGACCUUCUUGGGCUUCCCAGUGAUGCUGUAGGCAUGGCCUUAAAGCCUUCCAUGCAUUGAUGUGUGCCAACUAAUGUGAGAUGCCACGUGUGAUUUGUAAACUGUAUGUAUUAAGGACACCACAUUACAUGUGAAUGGAGAGAUUUUUAGGCGUGCACGUUUUUUUAAUUUAUUUUUUAUUGGGGUAAGUCCCUGUUUGAUUGCGACAUAACAAAGUGAUAACAUAAAUCAUAUCAUAAAACCAGCAGAAUUAUCAAUAUAUCUUCUAAUCUAUACAACUGCAAGCGUAUAUGCAAUCUUCCUUCCUAAGUGUAACUUGUCACCCACUUGAUUUGUAGAUGUCCUGUUCAUUUUAAAUGGACCUUGCCACUUGUGGGUCUGGUGCCUGGAGGAACAGUUAAUGGUGAGUUCUGCUUACCUGAACCUGUCUCUUGUGGACACCACCAUUUUCUCUUCUUCAGUGUCAAGAGCCACAUGGGUUAGAGUACAGCAUUGAGGUAUGAUGAAGCCAACUCCCUGCAGCCAUCACUGGUGACGAUUGAGGGGAUUGAUCAGUCCAGUGUCUAGAAGUAGUCUCAGUAUAUCUCUUGACUGUGUUGGAAUUACAAUGAAAUUUUAACAGAGUCAAUCUGAGUAUUUCAUAAAGAUUCUGUCUUUAUAAAAUACUAAUUAUUCAGGUGUGUGAGUGUCAGAGCCGCUUUAAGGUUAGAGUUUUUGUUUGUUUUUGGCUUGUAUGUGCUCACAUGAUAACAGAAGUGAUAGAAUCCCGUAAUACACACGUUACCUUGAUGUAUCCAGUAUAUCCAUACUGACCAUAUUAACCUCAGAUCUGCGUACAAUUAUAAUACAACAGCAGCAGUAAAGGGAAGAUAAAAUUGCACGGAUUGCUCAUUGUCACUUUUUUUUCAGUGAAUAAAACUUGCAGAAUCAUUCAAUGAAAAGGCGAUACUGUUAUGGUGUAAUAUAUACAGAAUAUUUCAUGGAACUGUGGAGGCACAAAAGACAUUGUGAAAUAAGAAAGGGGAACCGUCGUGGACAUUGCUGAGUAGAAAUUAUCAAUCUGAAAUCUUUUAUUCCACUAUAAGCUAAUUUUUAGACUUUUUAUUUUUAAUUUAUAAAUAUUGGUUUGACGUGUUACCUGGAGGACACCAGACACCACUUUCCGCCUCCACUACAAGCGCUGGAGACCCACAAAUAUGCAGUGCAGGCCUAGCUCAUUGACGGAGAGUGUCGGCAAGCUGCAGUUGUUAUAGUGAUUGGGGCACUCCUUUAAUUAUAGGACAGCCAGCGGUGUUGAGUUACAUUGAAUGUGUGUCUUGAUACAUGGGAAGCAGCCGCCUCUAAUGGCCAGUGAAACACACCCAUCAUUAUCGAUCUUGGCAAAUCGUGAGCUCAUUGUAGCAGGAUUAACACUGCCAGAGACAUUACUGUUUCUGUAUUUCCAUAAUAAUAAAAAGCCAUUUUCUUAAUUUGUAUAAUUUUGUUUGUUGCAGUUACAUUUAUUGUAUAAACUGCUUUAAAAUAUAUUACUUCCUCCCCUCCCACCGUUGUUACUGCUCUACACCAAAGUUUCCUACCUAUGAUUUUAAAAUAGAUUGGAUUGAAACCUCACUAAAUAAAAAGCACUCCGCCAAAAAAUAAAAUAUAUAUAUAUAUUUUUUUCUCACCUGACAUCCUGACGCUAACUGUUUAGACAGAGCAAUCUAAUCCAAAAUUAAAGCUCUUUUGAAAUCACAUAUUGGUCCCUUACAAGAGUGAAAGCUGGUCAGGCCGUACCUAGAACAUUUGGCACCCGGGGCGGAUCUGAGGCUGGCUGCUCUGGCUAGCUGGCAGACUUACUGGCUGCCGUGGAUGGCAAUGAUGGCUGGCAGACUGGCUGUGCUGACCUUUUUCUUCCACCAGCCAAUUUGUGUGUCUCGUUUUCCAUUCGCACCUAUGUGUUUGUUUUAUCUCCUGCCCCUCUGGGUGCAUUUUUUUUUCCCCUUCCUCUCUGUGUGUCUCUUAUGCGUAGAUUGCACACCCGGGCCACUCAGUUGGCCACUGAAUGGUACCUCCCCUAAUGAAUGGCACCAGGGCCGGACCGCCUCCCCCCUACACCACUGAGCGGGUCAACCCCCUAUAGCAUAACAAAUUAAUAAUCUUAGUGUGCUACCAUUCAGUGCCACCCCCUGGUACUAUUUUAACUUUGAUGGGAUAAAGCUGAAUAUUAAAUCUACUGUGACUUUCACGUAUAACAAAUGAAAGAGAGCAUACUUACUUCAGUUUUGUUAUACUUUUAAAAUAGAAAAUGCUGUGCUAAUUAUGGAAGCCAUUAUCUUGCAUGCUACGUUAUAUUAGACGGAUAAUGUAUCAAUGUUUGAUGUACUCUACUAAUUCACAAUUAAAGUUUAACCCCUUAAGGACACAUGCCAUGUGUGACAUGUCAUGAUUCCAUUUUAUUCCAGAAGUUUGAUCCCUAAGGGGUUAAACUAAAAAUAUACUGAAUUCACACAUGCCUUCUCCUAUUGCACACAUCACACUGCCCACUGCAUAUACCUAUUAACUAGCUGUGUGCCUACAUGCUUUCACACAGACACACGCGCACGUACUGUGGCAAUAAUUUUGAGUUUUUAAAAAAAAAUUUUAGUGAGUGACUGGGGAGUUCCAUAUUGACCAUAGCCAAAUGAUAAAUCAUUUUCGAUGCAGCAAACCGCUUAUCCAGAGGGAAAAAUAAAAAUGAGUUUUAGCCUAUUCCUUCAGUUGCUAUUUUACCACUGGACAGAAUAUAAUCUGCCAUAUUCUAAUAGGAACUCCAUUUAUACCCCUGUGGCCUGUACAUAAUAAGCUAAUGGAUACAUGGAAGAGUCAAUUAUGGGAUACACAAUCCUAAUUAUUUUGCCAGCUUUAUGCACUGUAGUUUUGUUAGCCCUGCUCGUCCCAAACAGGCGACUAAGCUUGGUGUGUUCUCAGCCGAGCUUAUCGCACACUGCUGGCUGCUUAUGAUAUUGAUGCGGAUACUGUAAUCAAUGGUGUAAAGACCUGUAGUGUGCUCAUUGACCAGAAGGGGUCACUAGUGCAUCAUGCAGACUGAGCUCUCCAUUAAAGGAACACUAUAGUCACCUAAAUCACUUUAGCUAAAUAAAGCAGUUUUAGUGUAUAGAUCAUUCCCCUGCAAUUUCACUGCUCAAUUCACUGUCAUUUAGGAGUUAAAUCACUUUGUUUCUGUUUAUGCAGCCCAGCCACACCUCCCCUGGCUAUGAUUGACAGAGCCUGCAUGAAAAAAAAACUGGUUUCACUUUCAAACAGAUGUAAUUUACCUUAAAUAAUUGUAUCUCAAUUUCUAAAUUGAACUUUAAUCACAUACAGGAGGCUCUUGCAGGGUCUAGCAAACUAUUAAAAUAGCAGGGGAUAAGAAAAUCUUAAUUAAACAGAACUUGCAAUAAAGAAAGCCUAACUAGGGCUCUCUUUACAGGAAGUGUUUAUGGAAGGCUGUGCAAGUCACAUGCAGGGAGGUGUGACUAGGGUUCAUAAACAAAGGGAUUUAACUCCUAAAUGGCAGAGGAUUGAGCAGUGAGGCUGCAGGGGCAUGUUCUAUACACCAAAACUGCUUCAUUAAGCUAAAGUUGUUCAAGUGACUAUAGUGUCCCUUUUAACCAUGCUUUAAUGCUGCAUUGAGCUGCAGGUAUUUGCAUAUUUCCAUGUAACAAUUGUUGGGUUUUACAUUUUAACCUUUUACUAUAGACUGUCUUGGUACUACUUUAGGAAAUAUCCAUUGGAUGAACACUGACCAAAUCUUUUUGUCUUCAGGAAUUCUCUCACUCCAGGUCGUCCUUGUCCCGGGAGAAUGUUCUCCCCAUGCAUGAAAGCAGCCGGGAUGGGGUGGAAGACAUGGCUCUGCUCUCGGACCUGCACGAAGCCUCCAUAAUGCUGAACCUGCACAUGCGAUACCUGAAAGAUCAAAUCUAUGUGAGUAAUGCGCAUGCACGGCUCUGGGGAGGGAUCCAAUGCUAAGGUAAAGGACUUGCAUUGUUAUCAAAAUAAGAAUUCUAUGCAUCUGUUUAAUGGCUUAAAAUAAUAACCACAGCUACCCAACAUUCUAAUAAAUUAGUCACACCUGCCAUCUCUCUCCUUUUAUCUCAGAGACCUGGGCAUAGUAAAUAGCAAUAUUCAGCUGCUUUUAUGGUAAAAAAUAAAUACAUCUUACUUUAAGUCUGGGGUAAUGUACACAGCCAUUCCAGGGCAACAGUGAAUAUCCAAUAUUUAAAUGUAAACUCCAUGUCCUUUCGGGUUCUGUGUUCUUCUGAGUAUUUGGGGCCUGGGAGAAGGGCAAAGAAGGGCAAGAAGUGACCACUGUUCCUUAGUGCUGCCUGUAAUGUAUUUUUAACUCUAGCAACUCACAGCAAGCAGUUUUCAAAGUGAUCUAGUACUGUGCUACUCCGCUUGCUGGGAUUUUCAGUCCCAGAACAGAUGUGGAACUUGGUAUUUCAAUGAGCUGCACAUUUAUUAGGAGAGAUACAUUUUAAAUCAUGGGACCUGGAUGUAGCCCCAUCCCUAAACUAGAUUAAAUUUCAGCUACAAUAAUUCUGGGAAAAAUAUGGAGUCCAGCAACACACAGGAUCAAGGAGCAUUUUACUACCUCGUACUAAAUUACCUCUCCCACAUGUUAAUUAUAACGGUUUUACUUUUUGCAGACUAACAUUGGUUCCAUAUUGGCAUCUCUUAACCCCUAUAAGCCUAUUGCUGGUCUAUAUGAUGAGGAUGCUGUAGAGCUAUACAGUCGGCACCAUUUGGGGGAGCUGCCACCCCAUAUAUACGCCAUCGCCAACGAGUGUUACCGCUGUCUAUGGAAAAGGCACGACAGUCAGUGUGUUCUUAUCAGGUACGGUGGGGAAUACCUGGGCAAUGAGGGGCAACUGUGACCCUUCAACUCUUCUCUUUCUUAGUAAGAGGUUACGGAUUGUAACAGCUGAUGAUUAUGGGGGUGCAGCUCACAAGGAAUAUUUGAUAUUGGCUGUAGAUCUGUAUGGUGGUAAAAUAUUGCCUCUAUAAAGCAUUAAAAAUGGGAAGUAUUCAGCGCAAGCCACGCUAACACCUAUGGCCAGCUGAAAACUUGUUGCUGAUGUGAUGGAGCUCUUCACAUACACAGCACUGGAGCUCGAUACGUGUCCCUGGAGACUGACUUAUAACAUUUCUUAACACCUACCUUCGUUUUACAGUGUGAUGUGAAUGUGCGAACUCCCUUCUCAUCCCAUUACUCCUUUAGUGAUUAAACCCCACACUGCCUUUAAGCUAACCUUUCCCUGGUUGACAUGCUAGAUCCUAGGUAGAUCUAAUUUCUUUCUUUCUUUUUUAAAUCUUGUUUUAGUGGCGAGAGUGGAGCAGGAAAAACGGAGAGCACAAAACUGCUGCUUAAAUUCCUUUCGUCCAUGAGCCAAAGUUCUGCAGAGGGAGCUGGGACCCAGACGCAUGUGGAGGAGGCUAUCCUGGAGAGCAGGUAAGGGCUGUCCUGUCACACCUAGGUUAUUAAAUGUAGACUAUAGAUGUUGGUGAUGGCUGCUAUGGACAUUUCCCAUGAUUCUCAAUGAAUGACUUGACCGAUGAAUGAUUCACAGGAAAUUAGGUCCAUAAAAACCUGAUGUGCCAAAAUCUAACCAUCCAUGAUCUACAAUAACAAAAGACCUGGCUUCAUGUUCAAAUAUGACCAUUUCCUCUGUCUUUCAGUAUUUUGUUGAUGGGUUCUCUCUCUGUUCACAGCCCAAUCCUGGAAGCGUUUGGAAACGCCAAGACGGUAUAUAAUAAUAAUUCCAGUCGCUUCGGAAAAUUCAUCCAACUUCACUUUUCCCAGCAGGGUCACAUUCAAGGUGGCAGAGUGGUGGAUUGUAUCCUUCAUGGCCUAAAUGAUGUCCAGUGAUGUAAAGGGAGCAAAUUCCAUAAAAUGACACUUUACCUUCAGCUUUUACAGUUUCAUUAUAAAUUGAGCCCUCUAUCUGGCAGAGGAAUCUGGGACUUGUAGUUCAGGAUGAAGAACUUUGCCCAAUAUCUGACUAUAUAGGUCAAGUCAAAAUGGAGCAGUGUUGUCCAAUUAUUUAAUCUAAAGUCCUCACCUCUCCCUCCUUCAGUAAGUCCACCAAUAGAAAGAAUACGGCCUACCUCUGAAAGCGAGGUGGCUGUUGUGAACUCAACUUUUGGCCUUUUUGAACUCAAACACCAAACUCUGUGCCCAAACUUACACCUGAGCCGGUUAAUUGCUCAGUCGGUGCACAUUGCUAGAUCACCACACUUUGCUAUUUUGUUGCAAAAAAACACGAAAAUGUUUGUUCCAAGAUCACCGACCCCUUUCUUGAAGGAUUUAUUAUGACCAGACUUGUAGGGGGGGAGGGAGGGAGAGAUUAUUCAAACAUUACCCUGUAUAAAUAUUUAUGAAUAUCCUCUUUAACCCCUUAAGGACCAAACUUCUGGAAUAAAAGGGAAUCAUGACAUGUCACACAUGUCGUGUCCUUAAGGGGUUAAACAAAAGGCUAUGUAAGGAGCUCUUUAACUUUAAUCUUCUAAUUAUGGAAACUAAAAAAAUAAUAAAAUCCUUGCUUGACCGCUAUGAAUUAGCUUAUUCUCCAAUUCUGUCUACUGAGGGAUGGGGUUAAACAGGAUAAAUAUUCUUCUGACACCAGGGAUUGACAUCACAGAUUCUAAUUUAAGGAAACCAUAUAUUGUGGAAAAGUAGUUGAAUUUAGAAAGAUUUGGAGAUGACUUCCUUUGUUUAACAAAUCAGGAUUGUAGGUUGUCAUCAUAUUUUUGUGAAUGAACACAACUUUUUUUUACUUUUUUUAUUUAUUUUUUUUAAUUUGAAAUUUGAUAGUUCUACUAAUAUGGAAACCCAGAUGUUUGCAUGUUACUCAGUAGUUUUGUCCCAUUUUCUAUUUUAAAAUACAUUCUACUGCACUUCGAAAUAAUUUUAGUCUCUUCCACCUUUGCUGGAUGGCCAUUCUGUCUCUACAACUUUGUUCCCACUUUUUUCCUGUAUGUGACCUCACCAAAGUGCAGCUCUAAUGUUGUUUUUUUAUUUAUCAAAGCAGCAAUAGUGGUGUAAGGAUUUUAUUAUUAACAAAUAAUAAAGAAAAGGAUUUGAUUCACUUCCUCCCCCCACCAUCCGAUCUCAGUUUGAUUUAUUAUGUCUGAUAUUUCAGACACAAAUACAUCUCUGGCACAGACAAUGAGCUGGCAGACAUGAGUAAUACAUCACACUCCCACUCUAUUACAGGAACAUUGCUAAUUGUGUAAUCAGGGAAAUUUAAUUGAUGUUUUUUUUUUUUGUUUUUUUUUUUUUAACAAUUGUUCUUGAGAUACUUAGAAAUUAAUCCUUAUUAUGGUUCUACAUAGAUACACCAUGGGAGAGGGCACAUGGAUACCCUGAUACACCAUGGGAGAGGGCACAUGGAUACCCUGAUACACCAUGGGAGAGGGCACAUGGAUACCCUGAUACACCAUGGGAGAGGGCACAUGGAUACCCUGAUACACCAUGGGAGAGGGGGCACAUGGAUACCCUGAUACACCAUGGGAGAGGGGGCACAUGGAUACCCUGAUACACCAUGGGGCGAGGGUACAUGGGUACCCUGAUACACCAUAUGGACCCUGAUGGGAGAGGGCACAUGGAUACCCUGAUACACCAUGGGAGAGGGCACAUGGAUACCCUGAUACACCAUGGGAGAGGGCACAUGGAUACCCUGAUACACCAUGGGAGAGGGCACAUGGGUACUCUGAUACACCAUGGGGCGAGGGCACAUGGGUACCCUGAUACACCAUAGGAGAGGGGGCACAUGGGUACCUGAUACACCAUGGGGUGAGGGCACAUGGGUACCCUGAUACACCAUGGGAGGAGGGCACAUGGGUACCCUGAUACAGGGCACAUGGGUACCCUGAUACACCAUGAGGGCACACAUGGGUACACUGAUUAUAUCAUACAUCGGGGGAGGGGGCAAUACAUUGGUGGUGAAAGGGCUCAUGGGUACAAAAAAUAAACAAAGCGAGAAGGCAUAUGGGUAACUGAGUACCUGCUUAAAUUCAUUUCUUUAGAGAUUGGUAGGAUAUAUGUGCUGUGGGUGGUGGUCCUUGUUGGAAGGAAGGUUGAUAUUACUCUUACUAGAACAAUAAUCGGUUAUUAUUGAUUCAUGGGUGAGAACAGCGUUUGCAAAACACUCCUCUAUUCCACUGAGGGCAGCGGGUUUAUAGACUGGGAGGGAGACCUAUAAACUGUAUUAUUUCCUUUAAUGCAGUAAUUCUCAGAUUUGUUGGAGAAGGUGAGUCUGCGUCCAGUUAUCUGUUCGGAGUCCGUACUGUCAUCAGCUCUAUGUAUCGUGCCAUUAACUGUGUCAGCGCCAUCAGCUAUUCAGUAAUGUGAACUGGUUAACUCUUACACUGCUGGCAGAAUUCACACACAUUUGUAUCAGUUAGGGCAAAAGCCGGUAGAGGUCUUGAUGCAGGAACAGCCAUCCCCUCAUAUCCCUCAUUCUUGUUAGCUACCCCAGCUCUCCCUGACAACUUUUUAAAUUAAAUUUUUUUUUGUAAUUUUUUAAAAAUGUAUUUGUUUAUUUUCCCCCUGCUAGCCUGUUAUGUACCCAUAUCUCCCACCAGCCAUUUCUUUUUCUCUAAUAUCUCUUUUUUUUGUAGCCUUUUUGAGUUCUUCCCCCUGGCCUGGGCUGUAGGAGCUUGUGAUAACCCUGAGCUCCCCUUUCCCUCCAGGCCUAUUUCUUCGCACUAAUGUUAAUUAUGCGUCCCCAUGGCUGCCAUUAACCUCUAUUAUCAUUAUUUUGUACCCAAUGUCUCCUUCUGUCUCCUAGACCCGAGUCACACGUCAGAGUCCUGGCGAGAGGAACUAUCACAUCUUCUACGCCCUGCUUGCAGGCACCAGUAAGGAAGACAGAGGUAAUAUAUCUUGUUCAUUAAGCUGCUCUGUCAAAAUAAUCUGGUUUCCCAAAUUUGUUAAUGCAGUGGUAUUAGAUACAUCUUCAUUUGAGAAAAUAGAAAUUUCUGAUUGAUCAAAAGUGACCCUCUCAGUAUUACUUUACUGAGAGGGUAGUGGAUGCAUGGAAUAGCCUUCCAGCUGAAGUGGUAGAGGUUAACACAGUAAAGGAGUUUAAGCAUGCGUGGGAUAGGCAUAAGGCUAUCCUAACUAUAAGAUAAGGCCAGGGACUAAUGAAAGUAUUUAGAAAAUUGGGCAGGCUAGAUGGGCGAAUGGUUCUUAUCUGCCGUCACAUUCUAUGUUUCUAUGUUCUAUGACACCAAAUCCAUUGUCAAACUACAACUCCCAUAGUACUCUACAUGUUUCGUACUCUUUGAGUCUAGGUCCGCUCCCUGGUAAUCCUGGAUAAUGGACAGGGUUUUCAGCCUUGCCUUGUUUUAUUUUUUCCAGUGAGUUAUUUUAUAUUCAGCAUUCACAGACUCUGCUGCAUAAUGUGAAUGAUAAAAAGAAUAUGAAGUGCUCAAGGCAGCUGGUAGAAGACGAACUGUACGUUUUAAUAAGUGCACUCCGUGGGGUUUUAUUUUACAGAAGCUCUCUGUCUCUCUGAUGCGUUGUCCUACCAAUAUCUCAGCACGUCGGGCUGUGCGACCGCCGAAGGACUGAAUGACAAGGACAUGUAUCAGAAAGUUAUGGUAAGUCCAUUGUAUGGUUGAGGUUUGUGCACCUUGUCUUGUGCCCUGUGGGCCGGAUAGAAUUGUUCUGACGAGCCUUCCUGCCCUGUGCCCACAGACAGCCCUGCAGGUGAUGGAUUUCGGCGAUGAGGAGAUCGGGGAAGUAUGGAAACUUCUGUCAGGAAUCCUACAGCUGGGAAACUUAGAAUUCAUGACAGCAGGUGGAGCCCAGAUCACAACUAAAGCAGGUACAUCCAUUGCACAAUUGGUUCAUGCGGUGGAAUAGGGCUUGUGAACAUUAACAUUUUAACUCUUUUGAUGCCAAAACAAUGCUUUACCACAGCAUUUUAAUAUAUAAAUUAGCCCAGCUGUUCUGUAUUUUCCAUUGUUUUCUAGCUGUGCAACAAGUGAGCCACCUACUGUCGGUCUUGGGGUACUACACUGGACCAUUCUUAGACCAGACAUGUCAUGCAUACGGCAGUCUCUCUCUGAUUGCUUGCAAAGUUUAAAUGGCUUACAAGUUUAUCCGUAGCCAAACUUCCUUCUUAUGCUGCACAGUGAUAACCGGAAAAUCUGGUUGCAAAGAUCUCAAUGCUUCCCCUGUGCCACAGUAAGGGUUAAACCAGCCAGAAGACACAUGGCUCACGUCAAUCUUAGAAGUUUGGAAUCAGGGAGUAAAAUGAGUGGUAUAUCGUCUUUUCCACUGUCUUUUUAGUUGCUCUUCUCUCUUUCCGUCAGUUCUUAGUGAUGCUGCUGACUUAUUGGGACUGGACUCCUUCCAGCUGUCUGAAGUUCUAACCCAAAGAUCAAUGAUCCUACGAGGAGAAGAGAUAAGCUCCCCUCUGACGGUGGAGCAGGUGAGGGUUAAAACCUCUUGUUUGUUAUUUGAAGUGAGCGAUUCUAGACUCUUUUAAUAUAGUUUGCCAGAUAAAAUGUAUCAGGAAUGAUCUGAAACCCCUAAUAUUUCUGGACCAAUUUGGGACUCCAGUGUCUUCGAUGAGGCUCAUCCAGUCUCACUCAUGUCUGCUAAAUGUGGCCCCGCUCUCAUAUACUGCACUUAGUGCCCCACUUUCUCUCAGUGUGUAACAGUCUGUGAUCACAUAAUCUCUAAUUAUUCUCUCCCUCCACAGGCGACAGACUCCAGAGAUUCCCUGUCUAUGGCUUUAUACGCCCAGUGUUUCUCUUGGCUAUUGGCAAAGAUCAAUGCUCGGAUCCGCGGGAAGGACAACUUCAAAUCUGUGGGGAUUCUGGAUAUAUUUGGCUUUGAGAAUUUCCAGGUAUUUUGUGUGCCACAAAGUAAUCAGAAAAAUAUAGUGAAACUGUACGUCCGCGUUUUUAGACGUCAGCCCGAAGUGAUUCCCAAAAGGCUGUGGACUUUAUUUUAGAUUAACUAUUUGUUGAUACUCUUUCUUCAAAUAUUUUGCUUUUUCUGUACUGAUUGAACUUUUUUAUAACCAGAUUAGUGUACGUGUGAACUGUUGGGGAUUCAAAGUAAAUUUCACAUUUUCAAUUAUUUCAAAAUAGCCAAACUGGAAAAAUGUAAAAUUUACUUUGAAUUUCUGAUAGUUCAUCGCUUAGUGAUUAGCCCAGUAAGUUUGUUUCAGCCUGGGCUUGGAUGCUAAAAUCAGGGAACGUCUCUGAGUUCCUAAAGAAAUGCUGCACAGUCCUGAAACCUGCAGGGAACGUAUCUACUUUUAUUUCCUAGUGAAAUCUUACAGACAUACCUUUUGGGUUUCUUUACUUCAAUAAGCAGAAAAAUUAGAACUCAGUCAGGUAGAUAUUUUUAAAUCUAUUUACUAAUGGGUUGCACCAAGCACCAUGUACUUUCUCAAAUGGUCAUGGUGCCUGGAAUCUGAAUGUGCAGCCGCUGCACAUAGUGUUUAACCUCUCAACUGCCAGAGGUGUAACUUUUGGCUGGAGUGUCAUUAUCCAGGCAGUAGAACAAGAGCCAAUGAUUGCACCCCACCCCCCUCUGUGCCGACCAUGUUCUCCCCACAUUCUUCUGCCCCUGACAUCCAUCCCCAUCCAGUGAGAGAGACCGCAUAGGAGGGUUGGGGUGAGGCUUGUUAAAACGUGUUUAUUUUGUAUUUAAUUUUCCUUAUAGAUAUUUUCUUUCUAGGGCAAAAGGUGGAACACUUUAUUAAACUCUCUACUCUUUUGUGUAGCGUAGAAUGCGUUCGUCAUGACAGUCUCCUUAAAUGAGACCCUUUGCCGUCCUAAAGCAGUGAUGGUCCACAUUCGGCUUGCAUUUGCCCCAUUUGUGGACUACAGUUCUCUUGAUGCCAAAACCUGCUUGCCCUAAAAUAGAUUUUUUAGCAUUUGUUUCAUUUUGAAACUAAAGUGAGGACAGAGUUUAUUACAAAAAGACAAAGACUAGGAGUAAGGGACAUUUUAAAGAAUUCCGUUUAGUAAAAUUCUUUACUAAUACAAUUUAGUAAAAUCUAAAAAUGAAAUCCCAAUCCCUAUUACCUGCACAUAUUUGCUAACUCUUUGUCUGCCUGAAUAUGUUCCAAUUGUUGACUCGUCCUAGUUGUAAUUAUCUGUUAACUCUGUAAACGUAUAAACACAGAAUUUUUGAGGAAAUUAAUAGGCAAAUCUGGAACAACCUAUGAAAUUGCGCAAUUGACCGCCAGUUGCAGGGAUUGUAGGAAAUGUCGUUUUACGCAGUUCCCUCCAUCUUUUUUGUAAUUUGCUGCUUAUAACCCAUUGUAAUAUUGUAAAGCAUUGUGGAAAGUGUUAGCACUGUCUCACUGGUAAUUUUCUCAAUGUAUUUUGUUUUUCCCAGGUGAAUCGAUUUGAGCAAUUUAACAUUAACUACGCCAAUGAGAAACUACAGGAAUAUUUCAACAAGCAUAUUUUCUCUUUGGAGCAGCUGGAAUAUAACAGGUAGGAGUUAGGAGGAAGGUGUAUUUCAAUUAGUGAAAAUAUUUAUGGGAACACAUUCAUGUCAAGCGCAAAAUUGCAACUGAAACCAUACUGAGAGGCGGAUAGCCCAAAUGUAAUCUGUAUGAAAUUUGUAUAUCUUAUUAACGGGAAGGAACAAAUUAUCUUGAGGUAACCGCGUGAAUGAGACUGGAAUCUACUAAAUAAGUAUUGUUGUACAUUCAGCUUUAGAGGGACUCGGGAAGGUGGGCCACAAAAAAGUCUGCCACGUAUAGCCCCCAGGCUUUGUGCUCUUAAAGAGGAUUAUGUAACCUGUUAAAAUUAAACAUUACUGCCUAACGUUCUCACACAACAUCACAUUAUGUAACUCGGGGAGGGGGAGGCUUCAAACCUCACUUUCGGCAUAGGAUCCUGCUAUAAAACACUGCGGCAAGUGAUAAGUACAGAAAAAGCAGAAUGGUGCCCCCUGCUGUUGAAAGAGAAGAAAUUGUAAUUUAAUGGAUUUAAUUAAGAUCACCUGUGUUAUAUCUGAAAAUAUUUGGAAAUGGUUAUUUCUCAUGAUUUAUGUUUUUAUUAGCAGCAGAUACCGAGUGAAAAUAAAGCAUUUCUCCUAUUUUGCCAUUGACCACUUUCAUUGUCUGAAUGUUGCCUCUAUAACUUUAAUUUUGUCUUUGGAAUUCAGGGAGGGCAUAAACUGGGAAGCUAUUGACUGGAUGGACAAUGCUGAAUGCUUGGAUCUCGUCGAGAAGGUGAGGUCUUUUCUAUUUGCGGGAAAGUGCUGAAUGGGUCAUUAGAACAAAUUGAAGUUUGCUGGUUAGUGUGAGUUAUUUACGUUCAGUAUUGCAUUAUUGAACUUUCUCUGUAUUGGAAUAAUGCCGAAACACAGGCAGAGUGAUCAAUCCGCUAAGUAAUUUGCUGAUGUAUGAGGUUUGCUGGAAUCCAGUGGUGUUUAUGAUGAUGUGGGUGAUGGUUCUUUGAGAGGAGAAUCCGUUAGUUGUAGGAGGAUGUGGGUCAUGGUUCGUUAAGGGAAGGGGGAUUAAUCUCUAUAUUAGGUUCUCGUUAACUCUUCUCUCUUUCUUUCUAUGUAGAAACUUGGGCUGCUUGCUCUGAUCAAUGAAGAAAGUCGUUUCCCAAAAGGCACAGACUUCACACUGCUUGAAAAACUCAACGUUCAGCAUGCUGUAAGGAUCAUCGUUAAUAUUUUAACAUUUUUAAUAUGUGCGCCCUUUAAUGGUUGUGUUUCAUCUACAGAAAUCCAGAACCCACAGUUAUAGCUUAUGGAUAGUUUUUUCAGUAUGUUGUUAAAGAUUGCCUAUCCCUGACCUAGAACAAUGAUGCGUUAGCCUUGGCACCCUGAGUCUCUGAAUGUAAUUUCCCAAAAUGUUACGUUGUUGAAGGUUGGGCAUCUCUCCUUCAGAAUUUCUGCUUCUCGUUUUUCAAUUCUGAUCAAUGUCCAUCAUUGGGUUCCAUGGAGCUGAUCAACGCUUAAGUGGUGAUUGAGAAAUUGUUGCCCAUGUCACAGACUGACGCACUCCUUGAAUUUGGAUAAACCAUGCCUGCUCAAACAUUAAUUCUGUAAACAGAAUGUCAGUCUAACAUAUGUAUCUCCUAUGGUAUCAUUCCAGAAUUAAAUGCACAGAUCUUUUGUGUAAACAGAAAAAAGGAUACGGGUAGCACCAAAAUAAAUACAAUAUUGUGGUAAAUAAUAAAAAAGGUACCAAGUAAAAGAUAAAAAUGUCCUUUUGAGGUUAUAAAAAUCUUCAAAUGUUGAAUAAGAUGUCUCCGGAGUGGUAUCGCACAUCAAUGGCAUAUGCAAAAGAUAAAACAGGAGACCAAUUGUGCAGUAUUGGUACUUUAUUUUUAUUAUUAACCACAAUAUUUUAUGUAUUUUGGCGCUACCUGUAUCCUUUGUUCUGUUUGUUCAAUUUAUCCUUGAAGGUUUUGAGGGUUACCUUCCUGUUCAGGUGUGCAUCCUCCUUGUGAUCAGUCAUUGUACAGCUGUUCCACCCUUGCUUUUUGUGUGUCUGUUUUUUGUUCUAAUUUGUUUGUGUACCCCUUUCCCCCAUGUAUUUCCCAGAAUAAUCCGCAUUUCGUGAAACCACGUGUUACUGAGAACCAGUUUGGAAUCAAGCACUAUGCCGGGGAGGUGAGUUACUGCAAGGCAGAUUGUCCACCUCCAACUUCCCUCCUAGCAUUCAAAUAGAAUCCAUUAUCCAAAUAUCUGUAAUAUUAACAGAGGAAUGGAUUGGUGUGCAGUUGGUAUUAUUAUUAUUAUUAUUAUGUUAUUAUUUAUAGAGCGCCGUCAAAUUCCGCAGCGCUUUACAAUGGGUGGACGAACAGACAUGUAGUGGUAACCAGACAAGUUGGACACACAGGAACAGAGGGGUUGAGGGCCCUGCUCAAUGAGCUUACACGCUAGAGGGAGUGGGGUAAAAUGACACAAAAGGUAAGGAUAGUAUUAGACUAGUGACAGUUGCAGAAGAGGAAUCAGUCAGGAGCUAUUAACAGUUUAAGUGAUACGCUUUUAUGAAGAAGUGGGUUUUUAACGAUUUUUUGAAGGAGUGGAGACUGGGUGAGCAUCUAAAGGAGGAGGGAAGCGAGUUCCACAGGAACGGUGCAGCCCUCGAGAAAUCUUGAAGGCGAGCAUCAGAGGUGGGAGUACGGACAGAAGAUAGACGUAAGUCUUCAGCAGAUCGUAAGGGCCUAGACGGGACAUACUUGUGUAUAAGGGAGGAUAGAUAGGUGGGAACAGCAUUAUGUAGAGAUUUGAAAGCAAGAACCAGAAUUUUAAAUUGAGCUCUAUAUUUUAUAGGAAGCCAAUGUAGGGACUGACAGAAGGGUGAGGCAUGGGAGGUGCGGGCGGACAGGAAGAUGAGCCUCGCCGCCGCAUUCAUUAUGGACUGUAACGGCGCUAGUUGGGAGCACGUAAGACCACUGAGAAGCGGAUCACAGUAGUCAAGGCGAGAAAGGACAGUGGAAUGGACCAACACCUUAGUCGCAUCUGGCGUUAAGUAGGGGCGGUUGCGCGCAAUGUUUUUGAGAUGGAAAUGACAGGAUUUGGCGAUAGAUUGAACAUGAGGCUUGAAGGAGAGGUUGGAGGGAGACAGACACGGAGUAACAACACUUGAGGGAGGAAAGACCAGAAUUUCAGUUUUGGUCAAAUUUAGUUUAAGGAAGUGGGCAGCCAUCCAGUUAGAAACUGCAGAGAGGCAGUCAGAGACACUAGUCAAGAGGGACGGGGAGAGAUCAGGAGAGGACAGGUAGAUUUGCUUGUCAUCUGCAUAGAAAUGAUAUUGGAAGCCAAAGGAGCUAAUGAGUUUACCAAGGGAGGCAGUAUAGAUGGAGAACAGUAGGGGACCAAGGACUGAACCUUGGGGGACACCAACAGAAAGGAGUUGGGGAGAAGAAGCAGAGCCAGAGAAAGAAACACUGAAAGAGUGCUGGGAGAGGUAGGAGGAGCACCAGGAGAGAGCAAUAUCUUGUAGACCGAUAUUACGGAGGAUGAGAAGAAGCUGUUGAUGAUCAACAGUGUCAAAAGCCGCAGACAGGUCAAGGAGAAUUAGGAUAGAGUAGUGACCACGAGAUUUUGCAGCGAGUAGAUCAUUGGAUACUUUGGUCAGUGCCAUUUCCACAGAGUGCUUAGCGCGGAAACCAGACUGAAGCGGGUCUAGCAUAGAGUUGGACUCGAGGAAGUCUGUCAAUCUUGCAUACACAAUGGUACACACAUAUUAGAGACAUUUUAUGUCAAUCACUAUCCCGGCAGGUAAUGUUAAUUUGUAAAAUGCCUCCUGUUUAGUGUUGUAGAAUACUGGUGUUUAAAUGGAAGUUUGUGUAACUACACACUAACAUGCUCACUGUGAGCCUCUGUUCUCAAUUCAGGUCAUGUAUGAUGUGCAAGGAUUUCUGGAGAAGAAUAGGGACACGUUCAGAGAUGACAUAUUAAACCUGUUAAGAGACAGCAGGUGAGUCAAAAAUGAAAUGAUUGGUAAGAAGUACCCUGGGUGGGAAAGGGGUAAUCUCUUACCUUGGGGGACAUAACUGAAAACCAGAGAAACGUAAAAGCGUCCUUCCUGGUAGAAUCCAUUGGAUAUAUACAGCAUGAAUUCACUGCAUUAACGCUGGACGUGACUAGAGUGAUGGUGAAAUCCAACUCACACUCACACUCUCAUCUCACUCCUUUCUCCAAGCCUCCCACCCAAACACUUAAGUCCAGAGAAUUGGAUAUGACUGGAGUCCAAGGUUUGGUGUUUGAACUUGAAACCCUGCUCAAGAGCAAAUUUAAUUGCAUCUAAGUUUGUUUUUCCACAGGCUGUUUGAUCGCUUGAAGUAUAAUUUAUCAGCUUGACAGGUUGAGCAUGUCUAUAAGUGACAUUAUUUCAGAUUAUUCUUAAAUGCUUUUGGAGUAUUCUGCCUACAUUAUUCAAAGAGCAGAUUUCUAUUCAUAUAUCAGUGAAUUGAAUAAUCUUAUAUAAAAUGAUUGCUGUGAAAUGCUCUUUGAUUUAUUAUUUUGGGCUGUGUUCUGCAGCAUGGGUUUUAAUUCACCACAAUGUUCUGAAUCAUUGUGAAUCCAUUGUGAAACGUGGUUUCAUUCAUUCAUUUUUGGUGUAACCGCGUUCAGGAUGUUUCCAUUCACCUAUUUGAUUGUUCUGAAUUUUAAAGAUUUUUUUUUUCCAGCUAUUUGUACGUUCUAUUGAAAUAACCAUUUUACAAGGUGUAUACUGUUUAGUAUAUACUCUUUCGAAAAGCUAAAUAUUCCAGGACAGAUUGUGAGUAAUACUGCGUAAAACGCAACAAUACUGAAGUAUUAUUUUUUUAAAUACAGCUACUCUAGGAGGUUAGUUUUUGUCCACAAAGAAAACCAGGAUUAUUUUUUUUUAUUUGUUUUGUUUUAAUGUAUUUUUCUCUGUCCAGCUGUUAAAAUACAUAGAGAAGAAUAUUAGCUGAUUAAAAUGUUCCGGACCAAGUUGCAGGUAAUGCUUGGACAUAUUACACAAAUUAAUAGUCCCAUUAAGCCAGGACUAGCCAGAAUAAACCCCCCAGCUGUAGGAGAACACUAGAUAAAGUGUGGUGGGGGGGAGGUCACCUUUCAGUCAAACCAAAUUGAAGUGGUUCCAGUCAAUUUACACAUGUGCCGUGCGUGAUAAUGGUUCCAUAAGAUCGGAUACUGUAUCAAGGAUUUUGUUAAUCUCCUCCUGUUUCUCUGUGUGCUAGAUUGGAUUUCAUCUAUGAUCUGUUUGAAAAAGUCUGCAGUAGAAGUAGCGAGGAGACUCUCAAAAUGGGAACCCAGAGAAAGAAGCCAACCGUCAGCUCUCAGUUUAGGGUAGGUUGUCAAAAUAAGACCGUAUGUACCAACAUGUACCUUUAUGUGAGCAGCAUCACUCGGCAAACUGUCAACAAACCUCUCGAUACCAUGUUAUCUGUAGCAGUGAUCGCACAGAACAAGCUGUAUAGAUGUUUAAUCUCACGACUGAGCCCAUUGUAGAACAGUUGGAUACGUGCCAAUUAAGACUGGUGCUAGCGUAUCCCCCGAUAUUAUAAUAAUGAGCAUGCAACCAAUAGAUUAUAUACAAAGGUCUGCUGUUAUCAUGCUGAAUCAGUUCAUUCUUCCCCUGCCAUUGCUUCAUUUGAACCCUCCAACAGUUUUAACGUCAAUACCCAAGCAAAAAUAAAAAAAUAAACCAAACCUCAAAACAUAAUCUAUUAUAAAUUUUUAUUUGUGAUAGUUUGGUAUAUUCCUCACAGCUUUACAAUAAGGAAAUAAAUCCCACGGUUUUCGGUACCCAAUACCUUUCCCAAUAGCCAAGAGUUAUCACUGUAAUAGUGUUGUGAUACAUUGUACCCACCUAACCAGCACAGAUAUGUAGAGAUUGCUUUCACCAGGAAUUGUGGGGUGUGGAGAUGCAAUGACAGAUCUAAAGAGAAGAUUACUAUAACAUUCAAUAUAAAUAUAUGUUUUUACAAUUUCUCUAGUUCUGUACAUUUUAUACAUUUCCUCAAACAAAUCUUAAUGGCCCACUGCUCAGAAAAUAUGACUCAAAUGCUGAUUUCAUGUGUGUAUCCCUAGGAAUCACUUCACUCACUUAUGGCCAUGCUCAACACGUCCAACCCGUUCUUCAUCCGCUGUAUAAAGCCCAACACUGAUAAGGUGAGUAGGGGCUGGUAAUACUGACCUCGCCAGUUCUGGAAAAUUUGUUUUACGCUAUUCUUUCAUGGGAUCUUAUCAGAAUUGUCAUGAAAAGAUAGAAUAUAAGACAUUGUUGGUGUGGGCUAUAGGAGUUGAGGGAGCUGCAUUAAGUGUGCUACUCUGGUAGUGUGGGUUACAGGAGGUGGGGAGAGUUUCAGUGAGCAUGCUGCUUAGUUGGUGGGUUAUAGGAGGUGUGGGGAGCUGCAGUGAGGGUGCUGCUCAGCUUGUGUGGGUUAUAGAGGGUGUGGGGAGCUGCAGUGAGCAUGCAGCUCAGGUAGUGUGGGUUAUAGAGGGUGUGGGGAGCUGCAGUGAGCAUGCUCCUCAGGUAGUGUGGGUUAUAGGAGGUGUGGGGAGCUGCAGUGAGAGUGCUGCUCAGGUAGUGUGGGUUAUAGGAGGCGGGGGGGAGCUGCAGUGAGGGUGCUGCUCAGGUAGUGUGGGUUAUAGAGGGUGUGGGGAGCUGCAGUGAGUGUGCUGCUCAGGUAGUGUGGGUUAUAGGAGGCGGGGGGAGCUGCAAUGAUCAUGCUGUUCAGGUAGUUUGGGUUAUAGAGGGUGUGGGGAGAUGGUAUCUGGUUGUGCUGUUCAGGUAGUGUGGGUUAUAGGAGGUGUGGGGAGCUGCAGUGAGUGUGCUGCUCAGGUAGUGUGGGUUAUAGGAGGUGUGGGGAACUGCAGUGAGUGCUGCUCAGGUAGUGUGGGUUAUAGGAGGUGUGGGGAGCUGCAGUGAGUGUGCUGCUCAGGUAGUGUGGGUUAUAGGAGGUGUGGGGAGCUGCAGUGAGUGUGCUGCUCAGGUAGUGUGGGUUAUAGGAGGUGUGGGGAGCUGCAGUGAGUGUGCUGCUCAGGUAGUGUGUGUUAUAGGAGGUGUGGGGAGCUGCAGUGAGUGUGCUGCUCAGGUAGUGUGGGUUAUAGGAGGUGUGGGGAGCUGCAGUGAGCGUGCUGCUCAGGUAGUGUGGGUUAUAGGAGGUGUGGGGAGCUGCAGUGAGUGUGCUGCUCAGGUAGUGUGUGUUAUAGGAGGUGUGGGGAGCUGCAGUGUGCUGCUCAGGUAGUGUGUUGCUCAGGUAGUGUGUGUUAUAGGAGGUGUGGGAGCUGCAGUGAGCGUGUGCUCUGCUGCAGUGAGUGUGCUGCUCAGGUAGUGUGUGUUAUAGGAGGUGUGGGGAGCUGUAGUGAGUGUGUUGCUCAGGUAGUGUGUGUUAUAGGAGGUGUGGGGAGCUGCAAUGAGUGUGCUGCUCAGGUAGUGUGUGUGAUAGGAGGUGUGGGGAGCUGCAGUGAGCGUGCUGCUCAGGUAGUGUGGGUUAUAGGAGGUGUGGGGAGCUGCAGUGAGCCUGCUGCUCAGGUAGUGUGGGUUAUAGGAGGUGUGAGGAGCUACAGUGAGCCUGCUGCUCAGGUAGUGUGGGUUAUAGGAGGUGUGGGGAGCUGCAGUGAGUGUGCUGCUCAGGUAGUGUGGGUUAUAGGAGGUGUGGGGAGAUGGUAUCUGGUUGUGUUGCUCACACCUCCUAAACUGCCCGGGUAAUGAGGCUGUGUCUAGAUUCAGCUUAUUUAUUUGUAGGAUAAAGUGACAGAUGUAAAUAAAAAAAAAAAAAAAAUUCUGUUUUGUGUUAACUUGUAUUAAUGUUAAUGGAUUAUCUCUUCUUUCUCUAUAUAACAUCCUUUUCUUUCUCAGCUCCCAAACACAUUUAACCCUGACGUGGUAUUGAACCAGCUGCGAUACUCUGGAAUGCUGGAGACGGUUAAGAUCAGGAGAGCUGGCUUUCCUGUACGUAGACAAUACCAGGAUUUCAUAACCAGGUAAAGUGUCUCUGUACGUACAGAUAUCAUGUGUGAUUGUGCACUGUGACCUUUGUGAAUCAGCAAAUACAGAGAUCCUGUGUCACCUGCAGCUGCUUCAUCAGUAGAAUGAAUGAAUGUGUUCAGGGCAGGCCUUAGGCCAUUAGGCGCCAUGUGUGAAAAGUCUUCACGGCUGCCGUGAUUUUUUAUUUUUUUUUGAAUCGGGUGGAGAAUAAUUAAUCCUCCAUCCGUGUACUUGUUUUAGCUCCCCUGACACCGGCCAUGUGCGAACUGUGUUGGCCACAUGGCGCCCCCUGGUCCAUGGCGCCCUGUGCGGCCGCACAGCUUGCACACCCUUAAGGCCGGCUUUCCCAGGUCCCUGUCUGAAUCACAAUAUUCACUGGCUGAUGUGAAGUCACAUCUGCACUAUACACACUAUAUUCUGCACUAUACACACUAUAUUCUGCACUAUACACAUACAUAAAUUGUGCCCAUUGGUGUCUGUAGUCUGGGGAAAGUGGGCUCUUGUCCCCUUUUUUAUUUUUACUAAAAUUGAUAAGGAAAACGAAUGCUGAAAUAUGAAACCAUGGAUUCAACAAUUAAGCAUCAAAAUGUGGAAAAAAAAAAAGCCUUAAAUCUGUGCUGCUAUGGGGAUAUUAUCAGAGGGUUGAGGGUUUUAGCACGUUGAAGUCUUUUUCAAGGGCAUUGCAUAUGUUACAUUAAAAUAACUGAAUUAAAGAUAAGGUUUUGUCAUAACUCUAUUAUUUUGGCCUCACGUUUGCUGUUGCCUUUUUACCACUUCAUCUGCACUUCUUCUGUUUUGAAUAUUUGUAACAUUGUCAAUAACUAGGUAAACCUAGGAAAUUUUAUUGUGUUGUUAUUUAACUGUAUUUAAAAAUAAAUGUUAAAUAUUUGGCACAAUAUUUCUAUUUUAGCAGUUAUUUGUCUUGCAAACCAAGUGAUCGUUAAAAGGGUUAAUAGUUGUCCAUGAUAGAUAAAACUAUUCAUCUUCGUUCUUUUUCCGAACAGCUGUUACGUGCGAUCUGGCUGCAUUCUUCAAUUUCCAGUUCAUUUUCCCCCAUUGCAAAUUUCCAAAAAUAAAUCUGCUUUAUUCACUAAACAGUGAAUUAAAAACUGGAUUUGGGCCAAAAUAGCUGGUUUGGGAAUGUUUCUACAACUCUGCUAUAGUCACAGUUUGUUUAUUUUAGCAUUAAUUUAGCAGUUUGAUGUACAAUUUACCAUAGCUCGCAGUUUAGUGAAAUGGAGCUGAUUUUAUUUUUGGAAAUGCAUUAAGGGGGGAAGGAUUUCCUAACAAACGUAUUACAGUAACCUUACCAUUCUACAUGGGACUCCUGGUUCCUUAAACAUGCAUCACUAUUUUAUUUAUUUAUUUAUUUAUUUAAAAUGUUUUUAACUCUCGUUCUGCUCUAAAACUUUUGGUGCUGCAAUUUUUGUUUUUAAAUAGUAACUCAUUCUUUCUCCCCCGAGGAGCUAUAAUUCCAGAGCAAAUGCGUAUUCUCCCCACUACCUGUUCAUACUUUUGGCCUUGCUUUUACUAUACCUGCAACCCCUCCUUACCCCCACCCCUUCAGAUUUUGUACCACCUCCCUUUAAAAAAACAAAGUUGAAGCGCUGAUCUGAACUCCGGCCUAAUUUUUAAAAUGUAUUUAUUAUAUUUUUUUAUUUAUUUGAAAUGUGUUGCUUUUCCUGCAGGUACAGGAUGUUACUGAAGAAUAUUGGUGCUGAAGGUGACAUGCGCGGAAGAUGUGCUGCUUUCCUUCAGUCUCUUGAUGCCGCGAAGGAGUGGCAGCUUGGUAAAACGAAGGUAAAUCCUAAUACUGUGUCUCAAAUUUAUCUGUCUGCUCUAGUAGCUUUUAUCCGAAACAAGAUGUUAAAAAUACAGCAUUCGAUCCAUCAAUGUUUCUGUGCCUAUUGCACACAGUGUACCUCCUUUAUUCUAGAUUCCUGCUCUCGCUGUGCCUAGUACUGCACAAUAUGUACCUUCUUCCUCUAGAUUUCAUGCUCUUAGAACCCAUUGCGGCCAAUUACCUACCUCUCCUCUAUAGAUUCCAGGUCUCUUGAUUGUACAAAUGUUGUGCCUUUUCUAGUUCCAUCGAGCAUAUGGUGUCCUUUGUUUCAGUUUCUAUGGGAACGUGUGAAAUUUGUGUAUUGUGCAGGUGUUGAGGUGUUUUUCUUAUCUAAUUUUUUUAAUUUUUUUUUUAAAUAUUCUGAUUGAAAUAUCCAUCUAUUGAUUUAUAUUGUUUCUGUACCUGGAGAGUAAUACAAUUUUAUUUUGAGCUCCAUAAUAAUACAUAUGCAAUGUUGCAACUAAGUAGCAAAUAAAAAUUGAUGGCUCAGACCCGUCUGAAACCAGUUAUUGGAUUGCAUUCUGUCUAGCCCACAAAGGGUUAAACAUUUUGGUUUUGGCAACAUCUAGGAUCCUUUUAAACAUUUUUAGUAUAAUGGAGAAAUGGCCUGAAUUAAGGAUCUUUGAUAAGAAAGUCCUGUUGGGCUGAAAAGACCCCAGGAUCUGGCUACCCUUCAAUGCUCGUGCCUCUGCUGUUUCGAUAAGUGGGCGAUAAGGUGAGAGAUGGAACGUAAGUGCCAGGCAGGGUGACAUCAGAUGGAUGUGGAGUGUGACGGGAGGUGAGGAUCGUGCCCUUACUUGGCUGACACAUGCCAGGGAAUAAUAGAGAAAGGAGUUGGUGGCGAUCUGCCAAGCGUGGCUGAAUACACAGACGCAUUGUGUUCUGGGCCUGCUGGAUGGUGUCACAAGCGGAGUGCCCAAGGCUAGUCAGAGAGAGAGAGAGCGCCUCUUUGUUCUCCUCAAGGUCAGAGGCAGCUUUCUGUAUCGAAUCUAUGUAAGAUCUGUUACUGUCUGGCAGCUUUGGCUGACAAAUGGCUCUCUGUGAGUACUGAGAUGUGUUAUCACGCUUAAUAUUGAUCUUAAAUUGCAUUAUACUCUGUCUGCACUAACACCUUUCUGUUAGUCGUUUACUUUUCCUACUCUACAAAAAAAAAUUUAAGCAAGCACGUGUAGAACAGCCUCAUGAUGACUCAAUCAAUGGGCUUGACACAUUUCACCAAGUCAUGGAAGUCCGGGAGAAAAAAAACAUAAUAAAAGCAUGAAAUUCAGGGAUCUAAUAUUUAAAUCCUAUUGAUCCAAUUAGAGAUCUGACUGCCGUUCUGGGUCGGGAAGGAUUUUAUUUUUCGAGUUUGUUGCAGAAUUGGAAGUGCUUCAAACUGGGUUUUAUUCCUGGUUUUGGAUCAACAGCACAAACCGAUGUAAGAGAGGCUGGACUUGAUGGACGCAUGUCUCUUCAGCCUAAGUAACGGUUUCAUUAAGAAGGGGUGCACACAAUUCUUUGCCAUAUUUAUUCAAACACAGAAUACAUAAUUGGUCACACAUAGCUAAUUUAAACAAACUAUCAAACAUUCCAAACUAGCCAUGCUUUCUCACACAUACCUUGUAUAGCCAUACAUUCUAAACUAGCCACUCUCACACAUACCUUGUAUAGCCAUACAUUCUAAACUAGCCACUCUCACACAUACCUUGUAUAGCCAUACAUUCUAAACUAGCCACUCUCACACAUACCUUGUAUAGCCAUACAUUCUAAACUGGCCACUCUCACACAUACCUUGUGUAGCCAUACAUGCUAAACUAGCCACUUGCACACCUAUCUAGCCACUCGCACACCUAUCUAGCCACUCGCACACCUAUCUAACUAGCCACUCGCACACCUAUCUGACUAGCCACUCGCACACCUAUUUAAGGAACACUGCUUGUGCGUACACGCAUUACUAGCCACUCACACACCUAUCUUACUAGCCACUCACACACCUAUCUAGCCACUCACAUACAUAUCUAACUAGCUACUUACACACAUAAUGAGAACACUGCUUGUGUGUACACACAUAACUAGCCAAUCACACACCUAUCUUACUAGCCAAUCACACACCUAUCUGACUAGCUACUCACACACCUAUCUGACUAGCCACUCACACACCUAUCUAACAAGCUACUCACACACCUAUUUAAAGAACACUGCUUGUGCGUACACUCAUAACUAGCCACUCACACCCAUCUAGUUGGCUUUAUACAUAUACUCACUAGCAAUUAAAUGAUUAUCCCCCUACUCUAUAACUGCUGUUCUGCUUGUACGGUGGAGUAAAUUGGGAUGAGAGUGUCCAGUGGGGGGAGUAGGCUGUCUCUGCAUGUUUUUUCUGUAGUGAUAACAUCCGGUCCCCCUGCACACACCUCCACGUGUACAUAGUUAUAGAGUUCAUACAAACCUAAUCCUGUAUAUCACGUGCGACUGCAGUAGAGUCCUGAAGCUGUCUCUGCCACUGAUGCAGCAGAGACAUCUUAUCCUUGCAGCCUCUGGGCCUUGCAUCGGGGACAACUUGGUCUACCCCACCUGGUGCUUGCAUUCAGGGAAAACAUUAAAGCUGCUGAUUACCAUGAAGGUGGUGCACUGGUGGCAAACUUGCCAACCCGUUUUGCUGGUUUUACUGUAGCUAGUGUUGUUUUACUACGGCUGCUUAUUUUCCUGGUGGUAAAACACCUGUCUGUGUCCAGGUAUCACUCACCCACAUACCUUUAUUUGUUAACUGCUGUCAGCUCUGUUCUAAUCUACCCACGGUGUGUUCUAAUGCCAGCCUAGCUGUAGGCCCCCAAUAUGGCUGGCAUUGCCUGUGCAGUAAUAAUGCAUGUUUCGAGGUGGCUUGUCCCACUGCGUUACUGGAACCUGUUCUUUGGUGGUCACUUUGCCUACUUUCAGCUUCAUGUGCUCUCACUCCCGUCGAUUGUUUGUGAACGGAAGGAACAGCUUCUGGAAGGAAGCUGGAGGACGGGGGAUUCUUUGUUAUGUUUCUAUACCAAAUUAAACAGCUGCCGUGGCUGUUGGUGUACAGGAGCAUGGGCCGCUUCCCAGCCAGUAAGGGUGUAUGAUGGUUUGUGUCCUUGAACUGUUUGCUCAUCGGUCUUGUUUUUACGGUCCCUUUACUCCUGUAUCUCUCUGUAUUAACUGCCUCCGGUAUGAAGCUUGUUAUGUGGAGUCCCAGCGGUGGAUUUAAUAUUUCUUUCCUUCCUGUAUGUUUUUCUUGUGCAAUUAACCCCUAACCUCCCUUACCCCAUACACUGUCUGUCUGUAAAUCAGCAUUUCUUUGUCAAGUACUCUCUCACGCUGUAACCUUAUUUUAUUUUGUUGCAUGUUAUGGCUGUCCCCUUUACAAUGCUGUUAUAUCUUUCUACAAAUUCAUUUUUACACCGCUUUUGUUUCGCUAUCAUCCCAUAUAAAACCAUAUGCUUCUCUCCCGUCCUGUAAGUGUAUGGAAGUGUAUUAUCUGGUGGCUAUUACACUAUGGUGUGUGUAUGUAAUGUGUGUGCCCUUCAUGUAAUAUGUAACAUUCUGCAUAUGUGUGCUCUGCAUGUAUUCUGAGUGUGUGUACCAUUAUGUGUAUGUGCUCUGCAUGUAUUAUGUACCAUUCUGUGUGUGUGCCCUUCAUGUAGUAUGUACCAUUCUGUGUGUGUGCCCUUUAUGUAGUAUUAACCAUUCUGCGUGCGUGUGUGUGUGCCCUUAAUGUAGUAUGUACCAUUCUGUGUGUGUGCCCUUCAUGUAAUAUGUACCAUUCUGCAUGUGUGUGCCCUUCAUGUAGUAUGCACCAUUCUGCCUGUGUGUGUGCCCUGCAUGUAGAAUGCACCAUUCUGCCUGUGUGUGUGCCCUGCAUGUAGUAUGCACCACUCUGCGUGGUGUGUGUGCCCUUUAUGUAGUAUUUACCAUUCUGCGUGUGUGCGUAGUGUGUGUGCCCUUAAUGUAGUAUAUGCCAUUCUGUAUCUAUGUGUGUGCCCUUCAUGUAGUAUGUACCAUCCUGUGUGUGUGCCCUUCAUGUAGUAUGUACCAUUUUGUGUGUGUGCCCCUUUUCUGACAUCUCUGCCAUGAAUCUUGCGCUUUCUGUAUGUGUCCUGUGUUUAUUUCGGUGCACACUGUCUGCUUGUGACUUUGUCUACUGUCCUCCAGUCUUUAUAAAACUCCUCCCAAUAGAUCCCGUCUCAGUCCCCUCCCUGUAAUCAGUCCCAGCUGCCAAGAGACUGGUGCAUGACAAGCUCUUAUCCAAACUCCUUCCAGCAUGUCCUGUGGGUAAUAAAGGGACAUGCAGUGAAUUCCACCUUACCGGCUCCCCUAAUCUACCUGCCACAUGGCUCCUAUACACCAUCUUUCUACACCCACAGGUGUUCCUCAAAGAAGCAUUGGAGCAGAAACUGGAGAAAAGCCGUGAUCAGGAUAUAAAGAGAGCGGCUUUGCUGAUUCGAGCUUACAUCCAGGGAUAUAUUGCAAGGUAACCAAAAAAGAAUGGUUUGCAAACAGUUUUAUUUAUUGAUUGAUUUUCAUUGAUCACCAACUUUUUCUGCAGCUCUGUACAUUAACAAAGAGUGGAUGCUGUAAUAUAUAAUUAGACAAACUGAUCCAGUAAAAAGAGUUCUGCCUGCGAAUGUAGCAACUAUAACACUUUAUAAAUGGGAGACUGCAAUGUAACCAUAAACCUUAUCAGAUCACUGCGUUCUGUGCUGCUUGAAAUCUGUAACCUUUUUAUAAAUGUUUUUCAACCAUUGUUUAAGCAUGCUGGGUGUUGCACUCCACACAUUCUGCAAUGCUGGAUUUGCCCUAUCUGUAUUUGGGGGUAAAAUCCAUAGAUUUAGCACAGCUUGGCAAACAUGGACCAAAAUGUUGACAUGUGGCCGGGCUGUGGCUUGUGCCCUCCCCUGUAGGUGGCCGUGUGUCAGGGACAGCAAUACAUUGUUAACCAGUCGCGAGUGUGACUGGUGUAUAAGAGGAUGUUUGAGAACAGAGACAGGAAAAAAGUAUUGUGUGUCGCUUUUCUUUCUUUCUUUCUUUCUUGUCUAUAUAAGAAAACAUUUUAACCCUUUCCAUGUCAGAGGCAGUGGAAACACAACGAGCUGGUUAAUUAUUAUUUAACUCCUGAAUGUCUGCACCUGUUGUGGCUUGGGCACGUGACUUUCCAGCAGAUGCAGCGACCAUUAGCACUACAUAAACACAUACCACAAAGCAAGCUGCUAGACGUCUGUGCCUUGCGUCUCCAGAUCUACAUUUUAACCCUUUAGCUCAAAUUCAUCCCUUUCGUCACAUGGUACUAGUAUCUUAUUCUAAAGGGCUGGUCAUCUGGUGGUCAUGAUUGCCUGAGAGAAGUGUGUGUGUGUGUUUAAUUUUUAAAAAUUUUUUUUUUACUCCCAUUUUCAAUCAGUCAGCAUUAUGAACUUGUCAGUAAAUGGAACAGUCAGUACAUCUGCUAAUGGUAACCUGUUACAUAUUAGCCCCCAACACAACAAUAGAUGAAAAAUCCCACCAGAUUUAUUGAGGUCCUCACAGCAAGCUGAACGGUCUGUGAAACUAUGUAAAUGUUGAGCAACUUUAUCAUUUUUAAGUAGUCUGAAAUCAAAGCCAUUUUCUUAAGAAUCCUUUUAGAUUCUGCUCUGGUAGCACUCAAUACUCUGAGGAUGUCUGUUUUAUGUUAAGAUCUGGAGAUACAGCAGUUUUGUGCAGAUCGAUGUGAUUCGGAGUGGCUGGUUUUCAGUACAGCUGUUUUUUUUCUAUUUUUAGUGGAUAUUUCUAUUUGGGUUCAGAGCACAGGAUACACGUUUAGGCAAAAGGGGGCUCUGGGGUCAACAAACAGGAUGUUGGAACAUUCAGUGCUUCUGAAGAAAAGCGUAUGGAGUAUUUUGCAGAAUAGGUGGUGAGAGUAUCAGAACUUUACCUGAAUGGUGAAGCAUGUGCAGUGCAAUGGGGUUACAGAGUACAUUAUCAGAGCUCAUGUGGGAAAGCAAUGCAAUCUAGUGGUUGCAAAGGAUUAUUAUCGCCAUUUAUAUAGCGCAAACAGAUUCCGUAGCGCUAAUUCAUGCUACAAUGCUGGUAAAAGCAAAAAACAUGGAACGUUAUGGGGCAGGCUGUUCGGGACAACAUGUAGAUACCUAAACUAUAGGAGUGGGAAAAUGUAACUUUGGUGGCAAACCGUGAUAAACGUGGAAGAAUGUAAGGCAGGCUGUGAUAGUAGAGGAAGGAAUGUAAGGCUAGUGUGGGGCAGGCAGUGGUAGUAUUGAGAUAAUGUAAGGCUAGUAAUGAGCUAAUGUAAGGUUAGUAGAGGGAAAAUGUAAGGCUAGUGUGGAACAGGCAGUGGUUUUCGUAGAAGAAUGCAAGGCUAGUGUGGGGCACGCAGGUUUAGUAGAGGGAAAAUUUAAAGGGAUGCUGUAGCGGAACGCCAAUAAAUAAUCCACGAAUUCCGCUGGUUCAGAAAAGAAUCCACAGUCAAGCGCUGAAACAACAAGGCAAUAUCCCCAACCUCCCAGUAACCGGACGAGACACAGUUCUGAGAGUCAACUGAAAUCCUUUUAAUCGGCUGGACAAUUUAUACAAGUCCCCAUGCAAGGGGUUUCCUGAGUCCCUUCCCAGGGGCACUCCCAGAGGGGACUACAUGGGGGACUUACAUUACAACAGAUUUCUCCCAUCAGGCACCGCUGCACGAGAGGGAUCAUCUUCCCAGAAUGCACCGUUAAGGGGAUUAUCCCCUCGUGCAGCAGAACCGACAAUUUAAACAAAAAUACAUAACUUGUUAACUAUACGGUGGAUUUACACGAAUGGACGUUCGGUAGAUAGCUGGGGUCUGAGCGCAUCAUUCGUGAGAUUACCGCUCAGAUCCCAGCUAAAAUAACCGAACGCCGCACGAAAAACACAUUUCUUCUAAAACAUACAAAAAGGACCGAUUGCUUUUAGUGAACAAGAUCAUGAAACUCCCGAACGUCCUGGAGGCUCAGCGGUGUUCGUGCUGUCGAAUAGCUAUUUGUAGUACUAUGCGUUCGAUGACCUAGCACCGCUGAGGGAACAAAGGAUCCAAGAUGGCCGACCGCCGCAUGGUCGGUAGUCGAACGACGGCCACCCAGGAGAGCCUCUAAUAACCGAUUGCAACAAUGUUGCAAUCGGUUAACUAGCGCCACACGCCUCUAAGUGUGUGGGCUAUUAGGGGGUAUCGCGUUCGGUUCACGAACGGCUCUCCAAAGUGCCGUUCGUGAAACGAAAGAAAAUCCCCAUACAAAACCGCCAUUUGCAUUCGGCAAAAGGCAAUGCAGAACAUACAUACAGUAUACACAUGGAAUGAAGCACAUAUCUCUCUAGACAUACAGGCAACCCUUAAAGGCAAAUUCUGUUUAUUUUGGAAUUUCAUAAAGGCACUUAAAGGCACAUUCUCUCUGUAUUGUCCAAGUGGCUAGGUUUGCCACAGAUGCUAUAGUCACCAAAACAACUUUAGCUUAAUGAAGCAGUUUUGGUGUAUAGAUCAUGCCCCUGCAGUUUCACUGUGUAAGUCUCUUCUAUUUAGGAGUUAAAUCACUUUGUGUAUGCAUCCCUAGGCACACCUUCCUGCAAGUGACUUACACAGCCUUCCUAAACACUUCUUGUAAAGAGUCAUCUAAUGUUUACACUUCCUUUAUUGCAAAUUCUGUUUAUUUUGGAAUUUCAUAUCUCCUACUCUGUUAAUAUCUUGCUAGACCCUACAGGAACACCCUAUAUGUAAUCAAAGUUCAAGUUACAGAGCAGGAGAAAACAUAUUUUAAAGUAUGUUACAUCUGAUUUGAAAAUUAAAACUUUUUUUUUUUUUUUCAUGCAGGCUGUAUGAGUCACAGCCUGCGAGGUGUGGCUAUGGCUGCACAAACAGAAACAAAAGUGAUUUAACUCCUAAAUAGCAGAGGAUUGAGCAGCGAAACUUCAAUGAAACUAAAGUUGUUUUGGUGACUAAAGUGUCCUUUUAUAGCAGUGUGUGUGCAGGUGGUAGUAGUAUUGGGAGAAUUUAAGGCUAGUGUGGGGCAGUGAGUAGGCAUACUCUUUAUACUUUAUUUUGCAUAUUAUAAAUUGAGUGAAAUGCAGUUUACAGAAAUAUAUUACUGAAUAAGCAAUGAGAUCAUGUACUUGGUGUGCCCUUGAUGUGAAUGUCUCUUCACUGGGGACAUCUGUUGCAAAACCAGAGAGUGAUCUUCAUAUUUGGAAUUCACCUAAUGAGCUACUGUUUGUUCCAUGACUGUGAUCUAACGAAGAGGUCCGAUAGGAAUCUGCCCAAUUAAGCACAACAGUGGAUUACUUGCUUUGAGUUUUUUGCGCUUACAUGUUUCAUCACUAUAUGUAUUGUAUAUAUUUUAAUAAUAAUAUUAAUUUCCUUCAUUCCGUUGCAGAAAGCAUUAUAUGAAGGUUCGCCACUGCAUAGUCCUAAUUCAGAAGAAUUAUCGAGCCCACUUCUGGCGAUCAUCAUUUUUGCGACUCCGCAGAUCAGCGGUGCAGUUUCAGAAGCACUGGCGCGGCACGACUGCACGGCGACUAUUUCAGCAAAUGCUGGAGGCAGAACGAAAGCGUCGGGAAGAAGAGGAACGGAAACGGAAAGAAGAGGAAGAAAGGAGAAGACAGGAGCUGGAAGAAAAGAGGAGGAUUGAGGAGGAACGAAAGCGAAGAGAAGAAGAAGAUAGGAAGUAAAGAAAUUCACCUACUCAUGCCCACAUUUUGAGACCCUACAAACUCCAUAUGAGUUUGCUUUGUUUUACCAACUAUUUUAUUUCAAAACUAUAAGCAGCCUUUUCAAAUUGGAUUGACCACCAAAAUAAAUAUUUUCCCAAAUUAGAAGCACACUUCAAAAUUGCAAUGAAUGGUAACGAUAGGGCAUUUAAAAUAAGAUAAAAAAGAAAACUAAAAUCAGUUCCUCUUAAUAAAUAAUUGCUCUCUGUUCAUCUUAGUUUUGCAUAAAUGUGUAAAACACCAAAAGCCCUGUGUGAGUAUUUCGGAGCUUUUCUCCAUCCAGCAAGCUAUUGUCCAUCUCCAAACAUUUGAUGCUAAGGCAGGACUGCAUCAUCCCCAAUGAAUGCUCAGGCAUUCUAGGAGUUAGAUUUAAAAACCUGGAAAUUCUCCAUGGUUUAACAGAGCUUAAAUGGCCUUUCAACAGGUUGACUUCCAGUCCGGAAGCUGCUGUACGAAUUGGCAGGAAGUGAAAAGCACAAGGGAUGAUUGUUUCCUUUGCUAGAUACAUUGUAAUUGUAAAUACUGGCAGCUUUGUAGAUGUGUGGAGCUCGUUGCAUAUUCAUAAAUAUUGCGUGUUGCUCUUCCUCUUCCGCGUGGCUUUUCAUGGAAAAUCGUAUCCAAACUCCAAAUGUUUCCUGCUUUAAUUUUGGCAAACUGAAUACUUCCAUGGUUACAUUAUUGUAUUUGCUGUUCCUUUUCUACAUUUAGUGCUUUAUGUACUGUGAAUAUGUUCCCUGCCAAUAGGCAGUAGAUAGAGGGUGACUUUGUAGGUGCUACUGUUCUUCAGAUGCACAGACUUGCGUCUUUCUGGCGAUCUAUGCAGCAGUCUAUUGAUUUGCCUGUCCAUUGUGAUUUUAUUUUAUUUAUUUAUUUUUUAAGUUGUCUUUUCUCUUUUAUUCUAGAGAACGAGAAAGAUUGGAGGCUGAACUUCGAGCAGCACAGGUUAGUAUUAAAACCAAAUACUGUCAGAGAGAGUACUUGUAACAUAAGGAAUGACUAAGAUCUUCAUGGUAAAUUGCCAUUCCCAUACCUUGGUUAGAGGACUUCUGGUUCACCUUUAUUAUUGAGCACUAGUGAUGUCCCGAACGGUUCGCCGAACAUAAACUUUGACCCUGUACCUCGCAGUCAGCAGACACAUUCCAGCCAAUCCGCAGCAGACCCUCCCUCCCAGACCCUCCCACCUCCUGGACAGCUCACUAAGAAUGCAGCUUCACAAUGAAUGUAAAAUGGAUGCUGUCCAGGAGGUGGGAGGGUCUGGGAGGGAGGGUCUGCUACUGAUUGGCUGGAAUGUGUCUGCUGACUGUGAGGUACAGGGUCAAAGUUUGUUUAUGUUCGCCGUCCGUGGCUAACCGUUCGGGACAUCACUAUUGAGCACCCAUUACAAUGUUUGGCAAAGGAUCAGAAAUUUUUUGAUUCCGCAACAACCAGGAAACUAAAUCUUAGUUUCACUUGUUGUACAUAUUGUUACCUUUUUAAUCUAAUUAAUUUUAUUUUGAGCAUGGUGCCCAAUGUACUAUUAAAAGAACUAGCAAGUGUUUGUAUUUGAUUAAGAUGAUCCCUCAAGCUUACUGUUUCACUAUUCAGGACAAUGGCACCCAGAAAGUUGGAAAGUAUAGCCAUUCAAGUAGCGUGUGUCACUUUAUUUCGUAACUUUAUUAUGUCUUUUAGACUUGAAAUGUAAAAUCCAAUAUAGAAUUCAUUGAUCUUGUAUUGUUAUUGUAUUUACAUUAUCUGAUAUUUCACUUGAUCUCUAGUUCCAAUGUGUGCAGAUGGGUGUUAAUUUCUAAUCUGUUCAGUUUACUAUGAUUUCAUCUUUACUAAUUAAACCUUUUCACUGUAGGAAGAGCAGGAAAAAGCAAGGAACUUGGAAAACCUUCUGCAAGAAGAAGAACGACGUCAGAUGGAGGAGAUAUUGCGACUGGAAAAAGAGAUUGAAAAGUUGCAUCAUCAGCAAAAAUUGGACGGCAUUUCCAUAUCUUGUGCCGAUACUCGCAACGAGGUGACUCGGCAAAGGGAAGAACAAAUCCAUAAGCUGGAGAAAGAAGCAUCACGGGUGGCUCAAGAAUUCCUGGAACUGCUGGACUUUGGUAAUUUAGAUGAGAGCACACAGAGUUUGGAGAAUGGCAUUGAGGGACCACUCAAUAUGGACAGCAAUGUAGUAGCACCUUUAGCGGAAGAGGAGGUGGAUGAAGGGUUUCAUGCAGAUGAUGAAUUCUUACCGCCUCCUCCUCCUAUGUUGCUGGAAGAUACUGACAUGAGGACUAGUGAGAGUUCAGAGGAGGAGACCUACAUGAAAAUUCCAUCAGAUCAAACUGAAGACCAAAGCCAGAUAAGUGUAUCCAUUUCCCCAGUAGAGCAUGUAUCUACUCAAGAUGCUUACAGUGCUCUCUCUGAUAAGUCUGAAAGUAUUUAUCAAUGUGUAUCGGAUACAAUGAGCAACAGUGAGGAAGCACAAGAGCCUAUAUAUAGCUACCCACCAGAUGUGGAAUCAGACUAUGAUCAUGAAGAAUUUGAUGAAGGUCCACCAGGUUCUGCCGACAAUAUGAACUUAAGUGAUGGACACUUGACUGAUGAGGAAGUUCUCAGGAUCUCCAAGCCUAACAGUUAUGGAUCUCAGUGUGGCAGUCUGGAUUCGGUAAGUCUUACUCCAUUACAAAAUCUAAAAUUAAAGUUAUAAAAUGAGGGCACUGGAAAACAACAUUUUAUAACUUUGUCUUUAGGGUGUUGGGGAACACCUUUUUCACUCCAUCACUGUGUUUUGAUUAUGUAUUUCACUGUGUAAGCGCCAUUCACUCUUCUCCUUUGUCUAAAAUCUAAAAUUACUCUUAUUUUGAGGUUUAUAUCAUGUAAAAUAAAAGUAAUGUUUUCAUUUAAAAAAUAAAAAUAUUUUGGAGACUAAUGCACAUAGAAAUUUUUUUUUUUUUUUCUGUCCAAACUGAUUCAUGUGGCAAUUUUAUAUUUAUAUAAAUAUAUCUCUGAGAUGCUUGCACUCCUAGAUUAGAGAGUAAUUUCCCUGUGCUGGUCAGACACAAGAUACAAAAAAAAGAUUGUAAAUGACCGCACUCCAAGGACUUGUUGAUAGUAAAAAUAAAAUAUAACUUUUAUUCUAUAUCAUAUAAAAAAAUAUCGACUUUUUAGCACAUUAUUUUAGCCUUAAUCCUGCAAUUAGAUUUUUAGUGAAUAAACCACUCUACAUUAUUCUGGAAUGGGCAUUUAGUCUUUAAAGCACUUUUCUUUUCCAGUGAUAUUGAAUACGUGUUCCAGUCGAAUUUUACUAGAGACAGAUACUUGUAACAAUCUCAUUUUUAAAAAGAGUCCCAGUAAAAUGUAUUUUAUAGCAAUAGAUCUUCCCUUAAAGGGGAACUGUCGCUUCCCAGGAUUUUAAUAUUGUGUUUUUGUAUCCCUAUAUUUAACAAAAAUGUAUUUUAUUUUAUUUCUGUCCUUUGUACCUGGAAGUCAGCAUUGAGAGAGUGUACAGAAAGAGGAGGAAUUAAACAAUUCUUCUACAAUAUUUAUCUUCUUUGCCCUGGCCUUUCAUUGCAUAAGAUGAAUUAGUAUGUAAUUCUUUAAUAUAAAUUUAGAGGAAAAUGGAGCAUCUAAUAAGGAAAAAAUGCCAACACAAAUUAUUGGUGAUUUUCAGUGUUCUAUUCCAUGGUGCUCUUCUUUAAUGACCCUUUUAGCUGAUGUCCGUGGUUCUAGGUUGGCCUCCAUACUGUCGAUGCCGUUGGGCUCAACACAUGUAUCCCAUUUGCUGAUGCCUGUUUAUUGACCUACAUUGAUUAUUUGUGCAAACCAUUAAAGACCGCACUAUUUUAAUUGCAGUUCUUGGACAGUGAUGACGAAGCUGAUAGUCACAUUGACACAGAUGAAGAAUUAAUGACCGGACGUGUCACACUGUUUAACGGUGGAGGCCCUCCUUAUUUUCACAGCUAUCUCUACAUGAAAGGUAGCUUCUCAGAUUGGGCGUGUUUUUUAUGCUUUGAAUUAUGAACCACAAGCUGUGCUUAAUGACCCAGUGAUUAAUAAAUCUACAGAAACAUCCUGCACACAUACCUCUACAUCAUAAAAAAAAUGUGGCACUGAGGGUCCAUAUCAAGGGUAUUCAACCUUCAGCACUCCAGAUGUUGUUGUGGAUUGCAUCUACCCAUAUGCUUUGGAAGCAUUGUUGCUGUAAGUGCAUCAUGGGAGAUGUAGUCUACUUCUUCUAGAGUGCUGAAGUUUGCCUACCCUUGCCCUAAACCAGUGGUUCCCAAUCCAGUCCUCAAGUAAGUCCAGGAUUUAGGGAUUACCCAGUUGUGUCUAAGGUGUUUUUAAAAGAAAACAAACACUUUAGACACAACAGUGUAAUCCUUAAAUCCCGGACUGGUAGGGGGUACUUGAGGACUGGGUUGGGAGGCCCUGAUCAUUUUGCAUAAUUUAAUGAGUAUACACACAAACGUCCAUGUUUGUAUCUUUCGAUUGCUUCUUACGGAAUCAGAAGGUAUAGUAACAGAAUAUGUAGAAUCAGCUGAGAGCUGCCACAUAGUAUCAGAGGGAGAUUCACCUAACAGGACUCACAUAGUUGCAAAUUGUACUCUUUGGAAAGAACAAUAGUGAGACACUGGUAUUAUUGGCUCAGAACUGGCCUAUAGCUUGUGUUCCCAGGAUGGUUUAUCCAAAGCUAAAGUAAUUUUUUUAAGAAACGUGCUAACCUAUAAGCAUUAUGAUUCCGAAUAUCUAGAAAGAGAACGAUAUUUGUGGAACGAUAUUUUAGUUUUACUAAAUCAGGUUUACCAACAUGCAUCAUGCAUGCCAGCCGGUGUUGUGUGUUGACGGUAGGUGCACUGGGAAUGGCUGUUUUAAUGCGUGCCGUGAUUGUCUCCUUCCAGCUGGUGGUCUAAUGAAUCUGUGGAGGCGGCGCUGGUGCGUACUGAAGGACGAGACCUUCAUGUGGUUCCGCACGAAGCAGGAAGCUCUGAAAUCUGGUUGGUUAUAUAAGAAAGGAGGAGGAAUGUCCACUUUAUCUCGGCGCAACUGGAAACGGCGCUGGUUUGUCCUGCGUGAGUCCAAGCUCAUGUAUUUUGAAAACGAUAGUGAGGAACGACUGAGAGGGACCAUUGAUGUUCGAACGGCCAAGUGAGUGUUAAAAGUAGCCAUUUACAUUUUAUACAUUGUUGUCAACUAAUUAAAAUUUGAAUUGCUUAUUUUAGCCAGAGUCUAGAUGUUUUCCCAGUUCCGCUAUUCAGACCUAAAAUUCCCAAAGUCCUUGUCCAGAUACAGAAAUAGUAUAGAGUUUAGUGACUCUAAAACAGAGAAGGACCUCACAAUAAUGUGCAUGUCAGUAGUAUUUCUCUCGAUAUGAAGCCUGUGUUUUAUUUUUAUUUAUUUAUUUAUUUAUUUUUUGUCCUGGUCAUGUCCCAUGUUUUAGAUGUUAGGGCAAACUCAUGAAUAGACAUAGAGAUUUCCCUAUACCUAUACAAUUGUGACUGUGCUAUUUUGACUUUGAAAUUUCUUAGGAUUCACAUGAAGAUGAGGAAUCCACACACUUAAAAAAAUGCUGGACCUUGUUGUAACCAGACCUGGGGCUGGCAAGCUCUAUACAUGUAGUAAAAAUGAGUGGGAUCAAGGUCACUUAAACCCCCCCCCCCCCAAAAAAAACAAAACAGUUUUAUUAGAACAAUACAGAAAUGGCAGUGUAUCGACCCACAAGUAGAGAUGUCGCGAACUGUCCGCCGGCGAACAAUAGCGUGUUCGCGUUGGGCGAACAUAUCCGAUUUCCGGUCCGCCCCCUAUACGUCAUCAUUGAGUAAACUUUGACCCGGAACCUUACAGUCAGCAGACACUUCCUGGGAGGGAGGGUCUGCUGCUGAUUGGGUGGAAUGUGUCUACUGGCUGUGAGGUUCCGGGUCAAAGUUUACUCAAUGAUGACGUAUAGGGGGCGGACCGGAAAUCGGAUAUGUUCGCCCAACGCGAACACGCUAUUGUUCGCCAGUGGACAGUUCGCGGACAGUUCGCGACAUCUCUACCCACAAGCUUCACGAAAACCCUCUUUGAAAUGUUGGCAUUUCUGUAUUGCUCUAAUAAAACUGCUUUUAAGUUACCUUGAGUAUUUGGACAACACUACUUUUUACUUUGAAAUUUGUUAGGAUUAGGCAGAUUCUUGCGGUGAGCAAACAUGGCGAUAAAAUGUAUAUGCAGUUUCUUCUUGUUUUUGGAAUUGAAGGUCUAUUACUUGGUGACAUGUUAAGCAGCAUUUUAUCAAGUUGGUAUGUUUUAUUGGUUUACUGAUUGCCAAAUUAAUUUCUUUCACCUAAACCGUUUGUCAUAUUUUGCGUAUUUCUUCUAUUUUUGUUUAAGAGCAAUUAUAGAUAUACACGAGAAGGAAAAUGCUCUAGAUAUUGUAACAGAAGAAAGAACAUAUCAUAUUGUGGCUGAAACACCAGAGGAUGCCAGGUAGGUAGAAACUACCUUCAAUACAUCAAUCCAACAUGUCACACAAUAACAUUUCAUAGUAGGCCAAAGUGACGUGUCAUGUCUAUAAACUUAAACCAUGUCAAAUAUUUUAAUAAUGAGCCCGGAGUGAACCAGGAGUGUUUACGAUGCAUUUUUCCUUUGCCUGACACAGCCAGAUGUGAUGGUCUGCGGUUAAUGUACACUUUGCUGUAUCUAGAAACCUAAAUUUCAUCACAUGACUACAUUGUGUCACACAGCAUAUUACAGGGCAUACAGCCAAGUUUACUACAGACAACCUAAACGCUUGUCCUCUUAAAAUCUUCCAGUGGCUGGUUUAACGUUCUCAGUCGCGUUCAUUCUGCAACAGCCCAGCAGCUGAGGGACAUGAGAGACGAGCAAGCUAACCCCAAGAAUGCUGUGGUAAGUGAACAGUAUCCCGACUGUAACAUUGUAUUACGGAGAGGGUGAAUCAUUACAGAUUGGAAGAAGGGCGAGAUGUGAUUUGUGUUCUGAAGAGUCACUUAUCUGUGCUUCCUUUGUCUCCUCAAGGGAACACUGGAUGUGGGUCUCAUUGACUCGGUCUGUGCGUCAGACUGUCCGGACAGGUAAAGUGAACUUUCAUUAACCUUCUUGAGUUUUUUUUUUUUUGUUUUUUUUUGUUUUUCUUUAGACCGUGUGAAUUUUAUAUAGUGUGUAUGUAUACAUUGCGUGCUUUUAUCUAUUACUUAUUUUGUUGGGAAUUAUUUUUGCCCCAAAUGUUGAAGUUGUGGAUGAUCUUACAUGUUGAAGGAUGCAAAUUCAAGGUUAUCUAGGGAUAAGGCACAUGGGUCGCUAUAAAGACUUUUUUUUUUUGACAAUCUUUAUUUGGUUUUGUUUAUAUACACAUAAUACCAGAGUUUAUUUGUAUGGAAUUUACAAUGUAUAAGAUAAAGCCAUUGUACAGUAUAAUGCUUUUUGGGUUCAGAAAUAUCAGGGAUAGAACAGUGAACAACAGUAUGUCUCAUAACAUGGGGAUACUGUACAACAGUGUUUCGUCAUAUCGGAUACUCUGGGUGAAUUGCUUACCAGUCGCAACCCACAAAGUUUGUUAUUGAGUGUUUUUGGCAACGUAGAGAUGAUAGGGUAUUGCAAUCUAUGGAACACACUUUAUUAAGAGAUCAAGGUAGGAGGGUAGUCUAUUGAUCGCAAUAAGUAGUGGGAAUAAAGAGAGAAGGAGGGAGGAAAAUGAAGGGGGAAAUCAGAAGAGAUAGGGAGGGGAAAGAAUAGGAGAAAAAAGAAGAAUUUUUUUUCCCACUUCUCCUCAGAGAACGUCCAGGUCAUGUGCUCUAAACAGCAGGAACACACCUCCAGCCAGCUCCAAGAUUCUUAUUGUGCAUGUAGGCAGUUUAACCACCAGCGCAUGCAUUUACAUAUGAACUAUGUGGGGUUCAGUGAAGACUGCUUUUAAUUCAGUGUAAUGGGAAGACCGUUUCCUUUUUAUUGCCAGAAUUAAGCUGCUGGUUAAUGCACAAGAGAAAAUCAUGAUAUCCAAAAUCUCUGGUGGGGUUCCUUGAACAACAGUGUUUAAUUCUGGAGGAGAUUUGUAAAUCUGGACAAUAUUUCUAAAUAUCUACCUUAAGGAACAGAGGGCAUAAUGUAAAAUCUCCCAUCAAAUUACAUUUUUAAAAUAUAUUUAUGAAAACUGGCUCAAUUGUUUCAGUUCAUCUUGCAGCAGAUGAAGUAUCGCUCUAGUUUAUUUAAAUAUAUAUAUUCUACACAUCUCUUUUAAACUGGCUUCAACAUACACAUACUAGGUCAAUAUAUUUUUAUUUUUUGAUCGGUUAUUUGUCCUGGGUUUUAGUAACGGGUAUUGUAUUGUCCAGGCCAAACUCCUUUGUGAUUAUCACGGCGAACCGCGUCAUUCACUGUAACACGGACAUUGCGGAGGAAAUGCAUCACUGGAUAUCUCUGCUGCAGAAACCUAGAGGAGAGGCCAAGGUGGACGGGCAGGAGUUCUUAGUGAGAGGUACAUCACUGCCACAGCUGACAAAGUAAUAAAGAUUGUACUGAAGGAAUAAUGAUGCUCUUUUAUACACUCCGUCAUUUUUUUCAGUCCGCACCAGAACUAGUCUUCAGUCAUUGUACCAAUCCAAGUUUUCUCAAUUUCAUUAUUGGAGUUUGAGCAGAUGCCGGAAAUUACAUUUAUCUUAACAAACUGGAGUUUUUCUUUAUUUUAUUUUUUCUCUACAGACAUAUUAAGAAUUUUCUUUAAUUACUUGUUUGUCUUCCUUCCCCAGGAUGGCUCCAUAAAGAGGUUCAAAACAGCAAUAAAAUGGCAUCUUUGAAACUAAAGAGACGCUGGUUUGUGUUGACCCGAAACGCGUUGGAUUAUUACAAAUCCUCUGAGCGUACAGCUUCUAAACUCGGCACUCUCGUUCUCAAUAGCUUGUGUUCUGUUGUUCAGGCAGAUGAGAAGACCCACACAGAAACUGGUAAUUUUCAAAUACUGUGGCUCCUGCCUUAUCUAACAUAAGAGGAUAUAUUGAGGGAGCUGAAAUGUUGCUCCAACAAUCUGACCUUACAACUUCUUUGAAGUACACCUGUGCACUCAGUGUGUCAGAAACUAACCUCUUAUUUACUGUGCCUGGAAGGUAUCUGUUAUACCUCACUGGUGAGGUCCAUGUCAUUGACACUUCUGUUGCUAUGAAUAUCCUGCAUAAAGUACAUGGUUGACAUCUUUGUUCUGGGUCAGAAUAGUCUCCUUGAAAUGUUCUUUGUAAUGGGGUCAGCGAAUAGGUCUGUUCUCUCAAGAGCUUGUGUUAUAAACCUCUUCUCAUCUCCCUUUAUUUCAGGAUAUUGGAAUAUUAUAGUCUAUGGUCGGAAACACUCAUACAGACUGUACACUAAGUUGCUUAAUGAAGCUAUGAGAUGGGCAAAUGCCAUCCAGGGAGUGAUUGACAGCAAAGCACCCAUUGAGACGCCCACGCAACAACUCAUCAGGGACAUCAAGGUACAUACAAGGCUUGAUCUCCUCUGAAUUGGAAGCUAAUCGUGGUGAGAGCGAAACUUAGAGCUAAGGCACUUAUCUCUCUAUGCUCUUUCGCCAUCUAGUGGCACAAGCAGAGAAUGAGUGAGGAUCUCCGUAGUUCCCUUGCGUAUAAAAGGACUAUGGUGAAGAAUAUUCUACAUCUGAUAUGGGAUUCAAUUUCACAGUGUUGGAUGAGCUUUCCAAAUGAUUACAUAUUUUUGGAUAAACUUUAAAAAAAAAAAAAAUAAUUUAAUUUUAUUAUGAUAACCAGUUGUUUUUUUUUCUGUUUUUUUUUUUUCUCUACAACAAACAACUGAUUAGAAAUUGUAAGAUAAUAAAAAGGGGGGUAUGAGGUUAGCAAGGUAGGUAUGUAAAUGGUAAUAGCCACUGAAAUGCUUUUAAAAUAAUUAUCAAAACACUUAUAGGGUUAUUUACUAAAGUAAGAAUUCAAGGUGAGUUCAAAGUGAAUUUCAAAUUUAAGGCCAAAGUAGUGGUAUGGGAAGUCUAGCUGACUUAGAGAAUUUUCCAGUUCAGACCUUACAUUUUAAAUUCUCCUUGAAAUCUCACUAUAGGGAAUAACUCUGUUAGACAUUUUUGUUUGUGAUAAAAUUAGUUUGUACUAAAGGAGACGUCUUGUUGGUGGGGUUAUGUACUGAAAGUGAUGAAGUAUCACCCACAGUGUGGAACUUGAAUUAGUCAGUGAGAGGUUUUAUUUUAUUGGAGAAAAUGGGCAAAGGGGUUUCCAUGACAAUCUAAGUGGCUCAAAUGGCUUUGCCAACUUUGUGGUUGAAAGAAAUCUUCACCAGCAAUUUGUAAUUUCUUCACUUGCUUUAACUUUCUAUUUCUUUUUACAGGAAAACAGUAUGAAUGGUGAAGCUGUAGAGCAAACAUAUCGAAGAAACCCUAUAUUGAGAUACACACAGCACCCUCUGCAUUCACCACUAUUACCACUGCCAUAUGGGGAUGUCAACCUCAACCGUACGUGGCUUCCACUAGUUUUUUCUAAGCUCUGAUAGAUAUAUGUGCCAUAGUAAAGUGCUUAAUUUCUUGCAUCCAAUUUAGUUUCUCGGUAGACUGAUAAUCCCACUUUUAUCUCAUGGGAUUUUUUGCCAACCAGAUCUGUAACCAAAUUUCACAACUAAAUGCUAUUGCCAGCUCUAGACUGACUUCCCCAAAUAUCUUCUCUUUCCUCGCAGUACAAAAAGAGAAAGGGUACACCACUCUACAAGAUGAGGCUGUACGGAUCUUUAACUCUCUUCAGGAAAUUGAGAGCGUUCCUGACCCCGUGCCAAUAAUUCAGGGCAUACUGCAGACCUGCCAGGAUCUGAAGCCAUUGCGAGAUGAGGUGUAUUGUCAACUUAUAAAACAGACCAAUCACGUACCUCAGCCAAAUAGUGCAGGGAACUUGCGCCAUUGGCAGCUCUUGUCCUGUAUGAGUUGCACAUUCUUGCCUGGCCGAGAUAUUCUGCGCUAUCUCAAGUUCCACCUAAAACGGUGAGUGUUAAGGAUUUAGUUGAAUGAAUGUGGUUUUCUUAGAAUUCUGUUAAGAGGCAUUUAGUAGAUGUCAAUAUUUUAAUGUUCGCUGAGAUUAAAUUUAAUAUGUGGCCCUUAAAUAGAUUGACAUUGUUGGUGUCUCAUUAAAUAAUGUAGAACACCAUUCUUGUCAGGGUAUGUCUAUUAUACUGUGUCAAUGUAGACAAACAGAAGAGGAGAUUCUAAGAGAUACUUGCCUGGAACUUUUUGUUGGUGGUCAAUCAAUUGAUUACAUUUGUUCCUAUUAUAAUAAUUCUUGCUCUUUCAGGGUGAGAGACUCCUUCCCAGGCUCAGAGGUUGAGCAGUUUGCUCAAUUUGUGGCAGAUGCUCUAAAGAAAACAAAAUGCAGAGAGCUGGUCCCAUCUCAAGAGGAGAUUUCCGCACUGCUCACCCGCAGUAACAUGACCACCACUGUUUAUUGCCAUGGAGGAGGGUCAUGUCAGAUUAGUAUUAAUUCUCAUACAACUGCUGGAGAGGUGAGUGUACCUCACACAGAGUCAAAGUGUACUGUAAAAAAAGUCAAUGUCUGUCUUGUUUUGUCAGUGGUGAUAAUUGGUGGCUACUUUUGAUUGACACUAGAGCUAUUCGUAAAAGCUGUUUCCGUUUCAUUCUAGUUUUCUUAAAGAGACACUGAAGACCCCUAAACACUUCAGCUUGCUGAAGUGUUUUAUGUGCCAAGAGUGUGUCUUCUUGCAGUUUAUGCAAUAUGGUAUAACCCCAAUUAAAAAUGCAUAAUUAAAUACAUGCAGGUUUGUCAUUGGAGGUAUAUUAUCUAACGAAGAGAUAUAUAAAAUAUACUUUUUGGGACCAUGUAGUGCCCAUCACAUAUUUAUUAAUCUAUGCCAUUGCAGGUUGUGGAGAAGUUAAUCCGAGGUCUCUCGAUGGAUAACAGUCGCAAUAUGUUUGCACUCUUUGAACGCAAUAAAACAACUGACCGGGCGGUUGAGAGCCGUGUUAUUGUGGCCGAUGUCCUUGCAAAGUUUGAGAAGUAUGACCAUUCGCUGAACUUAAAAUAUAUUCCCUUUCAUAAUCCACUUUCCCUAUGUUAUCACAAAAGUGUAUGUCAGGCAAUGUCUAGAUAUUGUUUCUAAUACAUGCAACUAAAUAUUGUGGUGUGCGUGUGUGUGUUUGUGUCUAUAUACAUUUGUAGAAAUACAGGAUAUUUAGAUUGUAUAGAACUUGUAGUCAACUAUUCAUACAGUGAAAUGUAAACUGAAAUCUCCGUUUAUUAUCUGAAAUUCUACAAGUCUUAAUUUUUCAUAGUCCACAUUAUUUGUUUAUUUUAAAAAUGUGUUUGGGGAAUGCGACCUAAAGUGAUACUGCAAUAUAAAAAUGGAUUUAAAUUCACCACUUCUUCUCUCUAGUCAGUCACUUAAACAUCUAGACCUUGUUUUGAACUGCUUUAGAAUAGAUUUCCAGUAUCGAAGAACAAUCUUUGGCUAAUGUAUUUAGUAAAAUGUAAAAACAAUAUAUAAUUAAUGUGUUUUACUAAAACUGCCAACCCAAAAUAUGAGUUUAAAUGAGAUGUAAUCUGCGAUCUUGCCAUCUGUUUUAGGCUUGCCAGUACAGGAGAGGAAGACUUGGAGGAAGGCCAGUGGAAUCUAUAUUUCAAACUUUACUGCUUUUUGGAUGUGCAGAGUGUCCCUAAAGAGGGUGUUGAAUUUGCCUUCAUGUUUGAGCAGGUUUGUCAAAAACAAUGAAUGGUGAGAAUGUGUUAUAUAAUAGCGAGCUAAAAUCACAAUCAGAGAUACAAUACCAUUUUAUAUGGACCAGCAUAUUUUUUGUUCUUUUCAAUAAUUUGCACCUCAGGACAUUAAGAGAUGAUUUGAAGUAAACCUAUCUGAUAAGCUCGAUCUCCCAAAGAAAAGAGAGAACGUUUAUAAAAACAAUAUGCAACAUUAAAUUAAUAAAAUUAAUUUGUAUUUAUGCUGCCAGAAAUUAAAAUAAAUAAAAAAAACUGAUCAAAUUACAGAAUCCGUAGAGUACCUUUAAUGAUUUUAACCAACAGCACCAUAAUAGCUUAUUCGACUUGGCACCCUUGGUGUUGCUUCAUGGCACACUAGUCUGGCGUGGCACAAUGACUGAAAACCACAGAUCUAAAUAUGUUUAAUUUUACUCUGGAGUGUCUUUUUUAAAUUGGAGUUGUAUUGCAGUUAUAGGGUCUAACAGAGAAUUUAAAUCUAUGCAUAAAUUAAACACAUUAUCAAAAGGAUAACCGUAAAACUGUACAAGAAAUAAAGUUGUAGAACCUUACAAAAAAAUAAGUCAAAAUGUAUAUAUAUAAAAAAAAAAAUUAUCCUAAAGGAAUAUUUAGGCUUUUCUACAAAGAUUCACAUGAAGUUGUUUUUGAAAUACAGUUGAUCUUACAAAAACUCUGCACACAACCUGCUCAAGCUAGUCAAUGACCUGAAAUUAAGCAUAUUCCUGUGCCCAUAGGAAUAACAUCACAAGGCUGGUGGAAUAAGGCAAAUCUCUCUAAUAAAGGUUUAUACAACUUUAUUUUAGGAAAUGGUAGAAAUGAAAGAUGAGACAUGAUAGAAACAUUUAAAUACAUAAAGGGAAUCAACACAGUAAAGGAGUAGACUUUAUUUAAAAGAAGAAAAACUACCACAACAAGAGGACAUAGUCUUAAAUUAGAGGGGCAAAAGUUUAAAAAUAUCAGGAAGUAUUACUUUACUGAGAGGGUAGUGGAUGCAUGGAAUAGCCUUCCAGCUAAAGUGGUAGAGUUUAACACCGUAAAAGAGUUUAAGCAUGCGUGGGAUAGGCAUAACGCUAUCCUACCUAUAAGAUAAGGCCAGGGACUAAUUAAAGUAUUUAGAAAAUUAAGCAGACUAGAAGGGCCAAAUAGUCCUAAUCUGCUGUCACAUUCUAUGUUUCUAUAGUAUUUUAACUAUGGAAAUAUAAGGAAAACAUUAUUUAUUGGUUUCCAGGCUCAUGAAACUUUGACGAGUGGACAUUUCCCAGCUCCAGAAGAGACUUUACAGCACUUGGCCGCUCUUAGACUUCAAUACCACCAUGGGGACUGCUCAAAGGUAACCUGGUCGCUGGAAACUGUGUAUCCCGUUCAACGUCUUAAAACCAAAAUCCUGCAGGCCACAAAGAGCAGUAGCACAUCUGGACACACAUUGGAGAGGAGGAGAACAAGUUUCCUGGAAGGGACUCUGAAACGGGGCUUUAAAGUAGGUUCAAUGAAGAAGCAGAAGAUGGAAGAGGAACAGAUGUUGGAGAUGUGGUUGAAAGAGGAACUGUCGGCAGCUCGUACCAGCAUAGAUGAGAAGUGGAAGAGACUUCAAGGAAUGUCCCAGCAUCAAGCCAUGGUGAAUUACAUGGCAAUUGUAAGUGAAUGGCCUGGAUAUGGAUCUACCCUCUUCGAUGUCGAGGUAUGCACCUAGGAAAUCAGCCUAGUCCACGUUCUUAUAUUCACAAAGUAUAUGAUUAUAAUGUAAUGUAAAACCAGAAUAUAGCAAGUUGCAUUGUCAGGAUAGCAAUUGUUGUGGCCAAAAUAAAGACUAAAGUAUUCUACUAAAAGCAAAGAUAUCUUUAGAGGAAUGUGUGAAUACUUGUGCUGAUCACCCACAUUCUGCUAUAUUAACCAAUUGGCAAGUUGAAAUAACCUAUUUUUUAGUCUUUUUUUUUUUUUCUCACAUAGGGGUGUUCCUAAUAAUCACAGUACAUGCAUCCAACAUUAGUAGGUUGGGGUGGCCCAACUACACUUAUGUUAAACUUUGUUAUAUAGUAAAUUAUUUUAAUACAUUUAUUUUAAAGAAUAGUUUGCGUUUUCCUCUGCAAAUAUCUGCUGCAUAAAUCUUAUUUGUUGUUUUUUCCCCCUAUCACAGCCAGUAUAUUCCUCCACAACUGACUUUAUUUCUUCGAGUUUUGUACUCUUAUUGUAUUGUCCCAAUAUAUGCUUUUUUUAAAUUUAUUUUUUAAUCUUAAUUUCAUCCUAAACUGACCUCAAUCUGUUCCACGCAGUAUAAGGAAGGUGGGUUCCCCAAUGACUUGUGGCUUGGAGUCAGUGCUGAGAAUGUGUCCGUUUAUAAGAGAGGAGAUCCAAAGCCCCUGGAGACGUUCCAGUAUGAGCACAUCAUUUUCUUUGGAGCACCACAGCCCAACAACUUCAAGAUUACGGUGGACGACCGUGAGAUGUUCUUUGAAACAACCCAGGUAGGCUCCCUUCCAGACUGUGUAUUCUGAUAGAACAUUGUUAGGUGACCAUCCCAUAGUAAUGUUUGUGUUUAGUAGGUCUGUGUCUUAGUCUAGUGGUUUGUGUGAGGAUAAUACGAGUAAUGAGAUAUUGUGUUACACCUACUAAUAAAGAUUGACAUGUUUGGUAUUUACAAAUAUAUAAUUUUACAUUUUUAUUUUUGUGGUAUGCAUUUUAUGAUUAGUAAAUAUUGAUGACCAUUGGGGCCAUCUGUUUUGUUCUUGCUGUUGAGCCCUGAUAAGUAUAAAUUUAUAAAUAUUUGCGGAUAUGGGGGAUGCUUGAUUUGGCAUCCAAUUUUUAAAUUCAUUAAUUUAUUUUAAUUGAUAUUGCCUUGCAUCGAAAUUAUCUCUAAAUGUAACUACCAACAUGUUGGCUUGAAAAUACUAAGCCAUGAAACCCACACCUCGAAAAUGGUGCAAGUAUCAAGUGUUAAAAUCUGCAGGUGCUCACAUCAUGCAUGGUGACAUACUAAUGCUAUUUUAGCAGUCCUUAAAAAUCUAAACAUCCAAGAUUUAAUUUUAAAUCUGAAUAUUUUAUAUGAACAUUCUGACUAAACCAGAUUAAUCUUUCACAUCUCUGUGCCUUAGGUUGGUGAGAUCACCAAAAUUAUGAGAGCUUACAUCAACAUGAUUGUGAAGAAACGUUGCAGUGUCAAGUCUGUGGCCAGUCGGGACAGUCAGUUUAGCUCAUGGGCAAGGUGA